CGAGAGGUAGCAUCAUGGCGGACUGCUGUUUGAGGAUUUAAGUGCGGUGUAAUCAAAGAAAGGUUAGUGGGAUAGAGGGAAACGUGAAGGACUGAGUCCUCUUCAUAUAAUAUGUAUCAGUGUUUAUAUUAGCUGUAUAUAGCUGUAUGUGGCUGUGAGGGAGUUUAAUUUACCAGAGUAGCUUUAUCCACCAUACCUGGUACUGUAUCCAGCCAUAACAAUGUCCAUAGCAAUGCAUGGCUCUCUAUGGAGUAUGGGGAACAUCACACUAAAUACACAAUAUAUUUAUACUCUGUAUACUAUAUACACAAUAUAUUUAUACUAUGUAUACUGUAUACACAAUAUAUUAAUACUCUGUAUACUGUAUACACAAUAUAUUAAUACUCUGUAUACUGUAUACACAAUAUAUUUAUACUCUGUAUACUAUAUACACAAUAUAUUUAUACUCUGUAUACUAUAUACACAAUAUAUUUAUACUAUGUAUACUGUAUACACAAUAUAUUAAUACUCUGUAUACUGUAUACACAAUAUAUUUAUACUCUGUAUACUAUAUACACAAUAUAUUUAUACUCUGUAUACUGUAUACACAAUAUAUUUAUAUUCUGUAUACUAUAUACACAAUAUAUUAAUACUCUGUAUACUGUAUACACAAUAUAUUUAUACUCUGUAUACUAUAUACACAAUAUAUUAAUACUCUGUAUACUAUAUACACAAUAUAUUUAUACUCUGUAUACUGUAUACACAAUAUAUUAAUACUCUGUAUACUGCAUACACAAUAUAUUUAUACUCUGUAUACUAUAUACACAAUAUAUUAAUACUCUGUAUACUAAAUACACAAUAUAUUUAUACUCUGUAUACUGUAUACACAAUAUAUUAAUACUCUGUAUACUGUAUACACAAUAUAUUUAUGCUCUGUAUACUCUAUACACAAUAUAUUAAUACUCUGUAUACUAUAUACACAAUAUAUUAAUACUCUGUAUACUGUAUACACAAUAUAUUAAUACUCUGUAUACUAUAUACACAAUAUAUUAAUACUCUGUAUACUGUAUACACAAUAUAUUUAUACUCUGUAUACUGUAUACACACAAUAUAUUAAUACUCUGUAUACUGUAUACACAAUAUAUUAAUACUCUGUAUACUAUAUACACAAUAUAUUUAUACUCUGUAUACUGUAUACACACAAUAUAUUUAUACUCUGUAUACUAUAUACACAAUAUAUUUAUACUAUGUAUACUGUAUACACAAUAUAUUUAUACUCUGUAUACUAUAUACACAAUAUAUUAAUACUCUGUAUACUAUAUACACAAUAUAUUUAUACUCUGUAUACUAUAUACACAAUAUAUUUAUACUCUGUAUACUAUAUACACAAUAUAUUAAUACUCUGUAUACUAUAUACACAAUAUAUUUAUACUCUGUAUACUAUAUACACAAUAUAUUUAUACUAUGUAUACUGUAUACACAAUAUAUUUAUACUCUGUAUACUGUAUACACACAAUAUAUUUAUACUCUGUAUACUAUAUACACAAUAUAUUUAUACUCUGUAUACUGUAUACACAAUAUAUUUAUACUCUGUAUACUAUAUACACAAUAUAUUUAUACUAUGUAUACUGUAUACACACAAUAUAUUUAUACUCUGUAUACUAUAUACACAAUAUAUUAAUACUCUGUAUACUGUAUACACAAUAUAUUAAUACUCUGUAUACUGCAUACACAAUAUAUUUAUACUAUGUAUACUGUAUACACAAUAUAUUUAUACUCUGUAUACUAUAUACACAAUAUAUUAAUACUCUGUAUACUGUAUACACAAUAUAUUUAUACUCUGUAUACUGCAUACACAAUAUAUUUAUACUAUGUAUACUGUAUACACAAUAUAUUUAUACUCUUUAUACUAUAUACACAAUAUAUUAAUACUCUGUAUACUAUAUACACAAUAUAUUUAUACUCUGUAUACUGUAUACACAAUAUAUUAAUACUCUGUAUACUGUAUACACACAAUAUAUUUAUACUCUGUAUACUGUAUACACAAUAUAUUUAUACUCUGUAUACUGCAUACACAAUAUAUUUAUACUAUGUAUACUGUAUACACAAUAUAUUUAUACUCUGUAUACUCUAUACACAAUAUAUUUAUACUCUGUAUACUGUAUACACAAUAUAUUUAUACUCUCUAUACUGUAUACACAAUAUAUUAAUACUCUGUAUACUAUAUACACAAUAUAUUAAUACUCUGUAUACUGUAUACACAAUAUAUUUAUACUCUGUAUACUGUAUACACAAUAUAUUAAUACUCUGUAUACUAUAUACACAAUAUAUUUAUACUCUGUAUACUAUAUACACAAUAUAUUUAUACUCUGUAUACUGCAUACACAAUAUAUUUAUACUCUGUAUACUAUACACACAAUAUAUUUAUACCCUGUAUACUAUAUACACAAUAUAUUAAUACUCUGUAUACUAUAUACACAAUAUAUUUAUACUCUGUAUACUAUACACACAAUAUAUUAAUACUCUGUAUACUAUAUACACAAUAUAUUUAUACUCUGUAUACUGCAUACACAAUAUAUUAAUACUCUGUAUACUGUAUACACAAUAUAUUUAUACUCUGUAUACUAUAUACACAAUAUAUUUAUACUCUGUAUACUGCAUACACAAUAUAUUUAUACUCUGUAUACUAUACACACAAUAUAUUUAUACCCUGUAUACUAUAUACACAAUAUAUUAAUACUCUGUAUACUAUAUACACAAUAUAUUUAUACUCUGUAUACUGCAUACACAAUAUAUUAAUACUCUGUAUACUGUAUACACAAUAUAUUUAUACUCUGUAUACUAUACACACAAUAUAUUAAUACUCUGUAUACUAUAUACACAAUAUAUUUAUACUCUGUAUACUCUAUACACAAUAUAUUUAUACCCUGUAUACCAUAUACACAAUAUAUUUAUACUCUGUAUACUAUAUACACAAUAUAUUUAUACUCUGUAUACAGCCAUACAGUGUCCAUAGCAAUGCAUGGCUCUCUAUGGAGUAUGGGAAACAUCACACUAAACACAGCUAUCCUCUGAAUGGCCUGCCUUACUGUAACAAUACAUUAUACACAUAAACAUAAUACAAUAUCAAGCUACUGGGAUACCAAACACUGCACUGUUAUUAUACCCCCCCCCCCCACACACACACACAAUCUGUAUACUAUAUACACAAUAUAUUAAUACUCUGUAUACUAAAUACACAAUAUAUUUAUACUCUGUAUACACACAAUAUAUUUAUACUCUGUAUACUGUAUACACAAUAUAUUUAUACUCUGUAUACUGUAUACACAAUAUAUUUAUACAAUGUAUACUAUAUACACAAUAUAUUUAUACUCUGUAUACUAUAUACACAAUAUAUUAAUACUCUGUAUACUAAAUACACAAUAUAUUAAUACUCUGUAUACUAUAUACACAAUAUAUUUAUACUCUGUAUACACAAUAUAUUUAUACUCUGUAUACUGUAUACACAAUAUAUUAAUACUCUGUAUACUAUAUACACAAUAUAUUUAUACUCUGUAUACUAUAUACACAAUAUAUUAAUACUCUGUAUACUAAAUACACAAUAUAUUAAUACUCUGUAUACUAUAUACACAAUAUAUUUAUACUCUGUAUACACAAUAUAUUUAUACUCUGUAUACUGUAUACACAAUAUAUUAAUACUCUGUAUACUGUAUACACAAUAUAUUUAUACUCUGUAUACUAUAUACACAAUAUAUUAAUAAUCUGUAUACUAUAUACACAAUAUAUUUAUACUCUGUAUACUAAAUACACAAUAUAUUAAUACUCUGUAUACUAUAUACACAAUAUAUUUAUACUCUGUAUACACAAUAUAUUUAUACUCUGUAUACUAUAUACACAAUAUAUUUAUACUCUGUAUACACAAUAUAUUUAUACUCUGUAUACUAUAUACACAAUAUAUUUAUACUAUGUAUACUGUAUACACACAAUAUAUUUAUACUCUGUAUACUAUAUACACAAUAUAUUUAUACUAUGUAUACUGUAUACACAAUAUAUUUAUACUCUGUAUACUAUAUACACAAUAUAUUAAUACUCUGUAUACUAUAUACACAAUAUAUUUAUACUCUGUAUACUAUAUACACAAUAUAUUAAUACUCUGUAUACUAUAUACACAAUAUAUUAAUACUCUGUAUACUAUAUACACAAUAUAUUUAUACUCUGUAUACUAUAUACACAAUAUAUUAAUACUCUGUAUACUAUAUACACAAUAUAUUAAUACUCUGUAUACUAUAUACACACAAUAUAUUUAUACUCUAUAUACUAUAUACUUUUAAUAUAUUAUUACUCUGUAUACCUAUAUACAAUAUAUUUAUACUCUGUAUACUAUAUACACAAUAUAUUAAUACUCUGUAUACUAUAUACACAAUAUAUUAAUACUCUGUAUACUAUAUACACAAUAUAUUUAUACUCUGUAUACUAUAUACACAAUAUAUUAAUACUCUGUAUACUAAAUACACAAUAUAUUUAUACUCUGUAUACUAUAUACACAAUAUAUUAAUACUCUGUAUACUAUAUACACAAUAUAUUAAUACUAUGUAUACUGUAUACACAAUAUAUUUAUACUCUGUAUACUAUAUACACAAUAUAUUAAUACUCUGUAUACUAUAUACACAAUAUAUUUAUACUCUGUAUACACAAUAUAUUUAUACUCUGUAUACUGUAUACACAAUAUAUUUAUAUUCUGUAUACUAUAUACACAAUAUAUUAAUACUCUGUAUACUAUAUACACAAUAUAUUUAUACUCUGUAUACUAUAUACACAAUAUAUUUAUACUCUGUAUACUAUAUACACAAUAUAUUAAUACUCUGUAUACUAUAUACACAAUAUAUUUAUACUCUGUAUACUAUAUACACAAUAUAUUAAUACUCUGUAUACUAUAUACACAAUAUAUUUAUACUCUGUAUACUAUAUACACAAUAUAUUUAUACUCUGUAUACUAUAUACACAAUAUAUUAAUACUCUGUAUACUAUAUACACAAUAUAUUUAUACUCUGUAUACACAAUAUAUUUAUACAAUGUAUACUAUAUACACAAUAUAUUAAUACUCUGUAUACUAUAUACACAAUAUAUUUAUACUCUGUAUACUAUAUACACAAUAUAUUAAUACUCUGUAUACUAAAUACACAAUAUAUUAAUACUCUGUAUACUAUAUACACAAUAUAUUUAUACUCUGUAUACACAAUAUAUUUAUACUCUGUAUACUGUAUACACAAUAUAUUAAUACUCUGUAUACUGUAUACACAAUAUAUUUAUACUCUGUAUACUAUAUACACAAUAUAUUAAUAAUCUGUAUACUAUAUACACAAUAUAUUUAUACUCUGUAUACUAAAUACACAAUAUAUUAAUACUCUGUAUACUAUAUACACAAUAUAUUUAUACUCUGUAUACACAAUAUAUUUAUACUCUGUAUACUAUAUACACAAUAUAUUUAUACUCUGUAUACACAAUAUAUUUAUACUCUGUAUACUAUAUACACAAUAUAUUUAUACUAUGUAUACUGUAUACACACAAUAUAUUUAUACUCUGUAUACUAUAUACACAAUAUAUUUAUACUAUGUAUACUGUAUACACAAUAUAUUUAUACUCUGUAUACUAUAUACACAAUAUAUUAAUACUCUGUAUACUAUAUACACAAUAUAUUUAUACUCUGUAUACACAAUAUAUUUAUACUCUGUAUACUGUAUACACACAAUAUAUUUAUACUCUGUAUACUGUAUACACAAUAUAUUAAUACUCUGUAUACUAUAUACACAAUAUAUUUAUACUCUAUACUAAAUACACAAUAUAUUAAUACUCUGUAUACUAUAUACACAAUAUAUUUAUACUCUGUAUACUAUAUACACAAUAUAUUUAUCUGUAUACUCACAAUAUAUUAAUACUCUGUAUACUAUAUACACAAUAUAUUUAUACUCUGUAUACUAUAUACACAAUAUAUUAAUACUCUGUAUACUAUAUACACAAUAUAUUUAUACUCUGUAUACUAAAUACACAAUAUAUUAAUACUCUGUAUACUAUAUACCCAAUAAAUUUAUACUCUGUAUACUAAAUACACAAUAUAUUAAUACUCUGUAUACUAUAUACACAAUAUAUUAAUACUCUGUAUACUAUAUACACAAUAUAUUUAUACUCUGUAUACACAAUAUAUUUAUACUCUGUAUACUGUAUACACACAAUAUAUUUAUACUCUGUAUACUGUAUACACAAUAUAUUAAUACUCUGUAUACUAUAUACACAAUAUAUUUAUACUCUAUACUAAAUACACAAUAUAUUAAUACUCUGUAUACUAUAUACACAAUAUAUUUAUACUCUGUAUACUGUAUACACACAAUAUAUUUAUACUCUAUAUACUAUAUGCACAAUAUAUUUAUACUCUGAUACCGAUAUUCUGUACAUUUACCAUUUAAAAACAAACUAUUUCUACACAAAUCUACCGUUAACUGAACAUGUUUAUUAUUUUAUUUUUUGCCAAUCUUUAUUUUUCUUAACGUAAAUGCACAAAAUAUACAUACCUGUCAGAAUUUUUUUGUUUUCAAGAAUAUAUGUGUAAAGUGAGAGUAUUUGAUUAGUGAAUGCAGUAUGUGUAUUUGUGUAGUGUGUGUGUUUGUGUAGUGUAAUGCUGAAAAUACACAACAUUGGCCAGACCGAUAAUCGGUCGAUCCCUAAUCUGUAUACUUCAUACACAAUAUAUUUAUACUCUGUAUAUUUCAUUCACAAUAUAUUUAUAGUUUACACAAUAUAUUUGUAAUCUCUAUACUUAAUACACAAUAUAUUUAUAAUCUUUAUACUUCAUACACAAUAUAUACUGUACACCAGCGGUUCACAAACUGUGUGCCGCGGUGCCCUGGGGCACACAGGGGAGCCACAAGUUAUUUUCCCGGUGCCAUGAUGAUAGCACCGGGAACUGUGCUCUCCCCUGCCGGCUCUGCAGGACUGAAGGGGAGAUCAGAGAUCUCCCUCUCCGGCCCACUAGCACUCUGCUGGCAGGCGGCAGGGGAGGGAGGGAGAGAGGACCCGGGGAGCUCUAACCUGCAGCUCUGCCGGGUUCUCCUCUCGCAAACUCAGAGCGUUGCUGUGGUUACCACAGCAACGUUCCGAAUCUUGCGAGAGUGAACUCUAGUAGCUCCUCAGGCUGCUAGAGUUCACUGUCACCACCAGGACCACCAGGGAUUGUAGGGAAUGUCCCCUCUCCCAGACAAAGAUAAGCAGGGGGGGGGGGCGGACAUCAUAUUUAUUUUUAAUAAUAAAAAAAAAGAUAUUUAUUAACUUGCACUCCUACUCCCACAGACCCCACACCACACAAUAGCUCCCCAUACACACAAACUCCUGACUUAGUAAACAGUCCUGUUUGAAUGUGUAUUUUAUGCAGUUUUAUUUUAUGGCAAUUUCCUAGAACUGGAUUUUUUCAUGUAGAAAACAAAUGCCUCUGGUUGCUGUUGUCUGCCCACUCGAUUUUUCCCCCUUGUUUUCUUGUUUGGGUGAUUUAUAUAGCUUUUUAUGAGUUUUAUAGAAUAUAAGCUGGCUAUUUGUGUAGCCUUCCAGCUAUGAAUCAGAUUAGUCUAUCACUGAGUGCAUUUAUGAUGCAAUGCGUCAGAUGCCUUGUCUUGCAAGCGAUCAAAAAAAUCAUUAACCUGGGGGAGAAGAAUGUCUGUGAUGUUUUUGUUUUAAUGAUUUGUUAAUAAAGAGUCAAUAUUUUAACUCAACCAAUUCCUGUUUGGUUUUCCUAUUAAUGUAUAGAUGGUUGGUUGGAUUUUGUAAUUGGAUUUAUGGUUCUCCUGUACUAUACCAUCCGUUUUUGAGCUUCUCAGUUUUUUAUUGCUCACUCUUAAACUUUAAAUUCUUCCUAAACUCUAUUUCAUCUGUUUAUUUGUCUUGCUAAUAGUAAAUGGUUCUUAUCUGCCGUCACAUUCUAUGUUUCUAAUUAUAUCGUUUUUGCAUGGAAGAGUUUCCCACCCUCGAUCAUUUCGACCAGUGUGGAAAUUCAGAUUUUAAAACAGAAAUGAAUUUUAGAUUUUAUAUGCCAUAAUUGUUAACAUUUAGGAAGUAAUGUGAUUUUAAAGGGACAUUGUAGGCACCGUUACCACUUCCACUAAUCACUAAGUGAUUGUAGUGUGUAGUGUCUGAGAGUGCCGGGUCCUGCAUCACUGUUAUAUGAUUUACUCAUCAGUUAGCAAAGAUUCCUCAGAAGCCUGCAGUUGAUUUCCCAAUAAAGAUAUGGGAAGUCAUAGUUCUGCUUUGCCUUGUGCCAUACCAAUUCAUACCAGGGAUUGCAGGCAGUGAUAGGCUGACAGUGCUCAGCUGACAUUGUCUGCCUACUGCUGGUAUGGUGUGAGGGAGAGCACUAUUACACCUCCUCCAUAUCCUCAUUGGAGAUCUUGCUGUAGAACACCAAGUAUCUUGGCUAAACUCAAUCAGUUGAAAUGGUUCUGGUGCCUUCAGUGUCCCUUUGAUCAGUUUUUUUUGUAAUACAGGUGGUCCUCGUUUUGCAACCUAUCUAUUUUACGGCGGCUCACACUUACAACCAGCUCUCUCGCAGGGUGGUAAGUGUGAGCCGUAGUGGAAAUUAGAGGGAUUCCCUGCUCUCCUGCGUUCGUCUAAGUUCGAGGAAAUUUCUUUACACUUCUCCUUGAUUUAUUUCCCCUUAUGAUUCUAUACAUUGUGCUAGAAAUCGUUAGUCAACCGUGCUCCCCUCCUGUCAGACAGACUAUCAGCAUUGGCUCUAUGCCGAUGUCUGUCUGCAAGAGAAUACGCUUACAAGCUGUUAUAUCGCUCAUCUUCAAGCCUCUGUAGAACGCAUUCCCCUCUUUCCUCCCCAAGUCCUAGUCCCAAGAUGGCUACCUCAACAGGAAGAAGACCUAUCGGACGUCUGACAUCCAACAGACAGGCUGUGCCAGGUUUAGAGAAACGGUCUGAGGUUUUACCAACAGGGCCAGUGCAAAAGAGAAGGUUGCUGCCCACAAAAGUGGACUAAAGGCGGCCCAUGGAAAUGUUGUGCUAGAGCUACGUAUGCUCUAAAUAUGAAGACACAAAGAAUUUGAGUGAAAAUAGCAAACCCUUUUUAAUUUGGACACGAGAGAGGGCAAUACGCAGGAUCGAAAAGGUCAUUUAGUUGUAUUUUUUUAGUAUAUAGUAUAUUUAGUAAGUAUUUUAUAAGACUUUAUUAAGAAAGUAAAACUCUACUUCAACAGUGAUUUAGUAUAUUCACUGACUCCUAAAUCCCCAGUUGUUUGGGUCACAUGGCUCCUUGCUUACAGGCCCUAUUAACAAUCAUGUUAAUGAUGUAGUCUCCACCUCCUCAUCUCAUGAAGUCUACAUUAGUCGUCAUAUCCAUGAGGAACAUAAUGGUACAUCGUGGUUUCUUCUACAAAACACUUAUUUUUUUUUUCCCGUGAGAAUAAGGUGGUUUAUCCAAUAUUUAGUUCCUUGGUGCUGAAGACGAGCUUUUCGCCCACUCUCAGUAGUGACACAUACAGACAACUCUGAGUCACUGUCUUUUAUGGUCUUUUAGAAAACAAUAUACAUGUUCUGGGGUGAUAUACUGUUAACUUGAAUCUUCUAUAAGAAAUGAGACCUUGACUCAAUAGUCUAGACCUGGUAUAGCUACAGCAAAGCAAUUCUUUUAUUCUUUUUGCCCUUUUAAAUAUAAUCUUUAGUUGACUCUCAAUGCUUUAAUGAUGGACUGUCGCUUGUUUUUUUGUCUUAUGUUGGCUGAGGUCAUAUGGAUCAAACCCACCAUCCAUGCAACCACAAAUAAUUAAUGUCCCCAGGACUUACACCGUGACUCGUAAGCAAGUGUACACCCCUAGUGAUUUCCUGUUGGCUGUCUGCAACUGACCUCUCUCCCAAAGUAUGUGUACAGGACAAAAAUGUAUUACAAGAAUUCACUUGGUUGACAUGCUAGAUAUUCAUGAUAAUUAACAUAUGUUUAUCAUCUUGUAAAAUAUGAUGUCAAUUAUGCUUUUCGUUCUUUUAGAUGUAAUAUUAUGUUGUAGAUCAGUGGUCCUUAACAUGACGCUAGCUUGGCAACCCAUUCUUCAAGGAAACAAUUUAAAAGAAAUGGAUGAAAAGUCUACUUUUCAAAUGCAUUCUUAUUGACAUUGAAAUAAAUUUAGCAAAAUACUUUGAUCAGACUUUCCCCACCAUCAAAGGGACCAGCUGCACUGGGAAAAGCUGUUCUGCUACAGUAAACAUUUUGUCUGUCCUGAUAUGUCCUUGUCAGUGAGGACCCAUUUUGGGGUCCCAAGUCAGGGAUUAAACAUUACUGUAUUUGUUACUAAAAAUGCCCCUCUGUGUAUAGAACUAUGCACAGAAUUGACAUAGAUCAGCCCGGAGUUCUUAUAACAACUCCGAUAGCAAAGGGGUUCACCUCAGUAUGUGCUGCAUUUAAUAGGGAAAUGCUGCAGAUAUAGACUCCAAGCACCAUGACCACUUCAAAUCACUGAAGUGGUCCUGGUGCUUGGAGUAAUCCUUUAAAGAAAAUCACAACAGAAGAGCGAAAGAGAAACUACUUAGUGUUUUCAGCUAAUAAGAAUACAGCAUUCAAGCCGUAAUCAAAGAUUAUUAAAAAAAUAUGUGAUGUUAAUAAAUUAAGGAGAGCCUCUUGUCAGCAAUAAAAUGCUGAAUUCUCGGAACAGUAAAGGUUGAAAUAUGCGCUGUCUUGUUGAAAGCAAUCUUUAUUUUAUUGUAAUUUUACUUUUCUAUUUUUUAGUAACGUUAGGCAGAAAUACUUUAGACUUCUGCUUGUUUUUUUUUUUAAUAGAAGCAGCAUUACAAAUACUUUUAAGAUCUCGGCUUACUUAAAGGAACACAAUAACGUUAGGAAUACAAAUCUGUGUCUUCAUGUCCCUACUCUUUUUCAGAUUUACCCAACUUUUCCAGCGACAGGCUCCACCUUUCCAGCUGCUUACCCCCAUCUCCUCUGGCUAUGACCAUUCCAAUUCUCGUCAUAGAGGAGCAUUGGGGACAUAAUGAGAAUUAGGUGCAUUGAAUUAAUGCUUUCCUAUUGGACUUCCGCGUCACGUGAACCAGUUUUACUCUCUCAGUGCAGCAAAAGCAUUUCUAGUUAUUGUUAUACUAACAGGCACUAGAGAAGGAGUGAAAGUAACUACACUGCCUACAUGCAAAAUAAGUAAAAAUCACUGUUUAGUUGAAUGUUUAGAAAUGAAAACUUGCAUACAUUUAAUUAUGCAUUUUUUUAUUGGGUGUCUAUCCUAAAACCGUUUGCAAGGCAGGUGCUCAGAGAAAUAAACUGAUUCCUGUGUUUCGCUCCACUGAUCUAACUAAUCCAGGAAGUACCAGGACCACUUGUAUGAUUAAAAGCCGGGAAGGGGGGGUGAAAUCUGCAUGUUUUGCAAAAUGAAAAAGUGGACACACUAUCCACACAUAAAGCUUUUCAGCAAUCUAAAGUGCUUUAGGGUUCUGAAGUGUCACUUUUAACCUUUCAAUGUAAUCAAAAUAUUUUACCUUGCAGAGUUAAAAGGACAGGGACACUGCACCCAGAUCUCUUCGUUAAGACAAAGAUUUCUGGAUGACUAUAUUGCCCCUCUAAACAGAAAGGAGAUGCUGAUCAUCAGAGAGUGGCGUUUUGCUGUGCAUGCGCAAUAGCUUCUCAAUGCUUUCCUAUUUGAAAGCAGUGGAUUGGUUGAGAUCGUCAAGUUUGAUCUCUGCCAAGGAGGCAGAAGAGAGCCAGUCGUUGUGAGACUCACUCUGCUCUCGAAAAAAAGAUGAGUUUAACACCUUUUUAAAUGCAGGUAAUGGGGUACCUAACCGAUGUUUUUAAAACUAUAGUGUCAGGAAUAUACGUUUGUAUUCCUGACGUUAUAGUGUUCCUUUAAGAACACAGUUUGAGGACUAAUAAUGAUUAAAGGGACUUGGGCGACCAAUUAGACAAGAUUAAGGGCAAGCUAGAGGACUAUAAAAUCGAAAGGGCUUGAAGCAAGAUGGCAUUUAAUGAGGCUCAUGUGACUCGGAGCAAAGCGUGACACUUAGCAAACGUCUUGUGUGAAAAAAAAUACAGCAUGUUGAAGAGAUUAAAGCUAUCAAAUGCAUUAAUGUCGUAUUGGUGCCUGGAGUGUCCCUUUAAAUAAGCAGAACUGUGCUCGUCAUUUCCUAAAUCUGGAAUUUUCCAAGGAAUUUACAUUUUUUAGACCAAAAUAAUUGAGUUAUUGGGGCAUUUAGGCCAGAAAUGUGAAAUGUCCAUUUUGUGUCAACUCCUGACUUAGUAAACAGUCUUGUUUGAAUGCGUAUUUUAUGCAGUUUUAUUUUAUGGCAAUUUCCUAGAACUAGAUUUUUAAGUAUGUAGAAAACAUACUUAAAAUGCGUUAUUGUGUAUGCUGGUUCAUACUAUUGUCUCACCACCUCCUGAUGUCUAAUCAGACUGAGGAUAUACUGUGCCCACGUCAGAGGGUAGCACAGCCAGUCACCAGUGUUUGCGAUCAUUAGGAUGACUGUCUCUCACAAAAGAAGAGGAAUUCCUGAUGGAAUAUGCCUGCUGGUUCCACUAUCUUCCAUGGUGACAGCCCCAGAUGUGGUAGACACAUUUUAUACAUAUUACCUAUGUGUCUACCACAUCUGUCCCACAAACACUGUCUGGACCUCAUGGGAGUCCUCUAAACCUUCUAUUUACCAUGAGGGAAUUCAAGGCUCUAAUCUAUGCCCACUUUUGGUAUGUGACAGCAUGUUUGUUUGUUUUGUAAUGACAAAGAAGGAUUUUCCAGUGUUCUCACUCAAAUCUUUCCUAAAGAAAAUUUGCUUAAAAUCCCACAAACUAGAGUUCCAGGAAGUAUUCAUGCGUUUCUCACUAAAGGAACACUUUAGUUAGUGUUAGGAAUACAAAGAUGUAUUUCUAACACUAAAGUGUCCCUCUGUAAUCCCCUCCCCCCACCGUGAAAGGGUUAAAAAUGAGAUAAAGUGGUCUGGGUGCCUAUAGUGUUCCUUUUAAUGCGGAACUCGUGUAUAUACGAUUGCCAGGGUCUGCACCCAUACCCCGCAAUUGAAUGCAUGAUUGCAACCGUUGCAAAUGAAAUUCAUUCAGUGCAAAUUAAUUUAGUUUUGAAUGAUUUUGCUUAUAGCAGAGCUGCCGCUACCUUUUAAGCACCAGCUUUAAUCAGCUCCCCAGCAGCCCACCACCCCAUGCAGCACAGCCGUUAGGGAGAUAUAGCGAUCUCUUUGCACAGUGCCAAGCUGCUUACUCUGGAGGCUGCCCACUCACUGUUAGACAGACAUACAGCCAGAGACUCAUGCACACUUGUCAAACAAACACACAGCCAGUCAUACAUACUCACACACAAUAGAAACACACCCCCAUUGACAAACAGAUACACAACCAGACAUACACAGACACUCACACAAUAGAUACACUGAAAAACUGACACCCAGAGACACACACAGUUCGACACUAACAAACACAGGUCCCCAACCUCUUCCCUCCACAGCAACCAGAACUAAACUUACACGCCUUCUAUUGCAGUUUGCAAACCCCUUUGGCAGCGUAGCGGGAGAGACAGGCGGUGUUAUAACAUGCCACAUCCCCACCCCCUCUACACAUUGCUUCAGAUCUGAUCCUCAGCGGCCAGUUAGAGCAGCUCUGUGGUGACGCUAUGAUAUCACAUGCUCCAGCGCUGCUGACUGUGACUGAGAUGUGCAGGCCAAUAUUUCUGUCUCCUUAACUGGACCAACAAGUGUUACAGGGUCCCAGCAAUGGACCCGGCCCAUUACAAGAGUACUGCCUGUACCGCCUUGAUGGUGGCUCUGCUCACAGAUACACCAGGAUACUCUUUCAAGCACAUGUACGCUACAAAAUGCUAGAUAUGCACACACACAGGUGCCAAUACACACUGCCAGGUGCACAAUGUGAUUUUGUGACUGUAUCUGUCGGUGUAUGUGUGUCAUUGUGUGUCACUAUACAUCAGUGUGUUUGUGUAUGUGUGUGCGUUUCUCAGAGUAUUUGUGGGCUUAUAUCGAGUGUACAUAUGUGCGUGUAUUUGUGCACGUAUAUUUGAAUGUAUCCAAAGUGACAACGUCAUGGUAAUGUGGCAAAAUUAGAAUAUAAAUAUGGAGAUUUUUUUUGUCCAGACAAAAUGUUCAUAUUGUUUCCGUGAAAUAUUGCGCUAUCGAGGCAUACUGAAACGAAAAAUACAUUUAUACAUUACUUUCCAGGAUACCAAAAUUACUGUGUUUGUUCUGCAAAUCGUUUUAUAUUGAAGGAGUUAAGCUAACACCCCAAGGAACAUCUACUUUGUCACAAAUCUUCAUAUCCUCUGUAAAAAAAAUAAAAAAAAGUUGCCUUCCAAAGUGUCUGCCACGUCCCUAAUGAAUAUAUUGAAAAAGAUUGAUCCAUUUAGCACUGAUCUAUCCUCUGAAAACACAUCACUCUAUUGUCUGCCUUUCAGCAUAUUCUUUGUCUUCUAAUGUUAAAAGUGCACAAUGAGAAACAACCAGAAAAAACCUUAGCUUGAUGCAGGGCUUGACAAAUUUCUUUGAAAUCUAGGAGCCAGCUAGAAAAGUUAGGAGUCAGAGAAAUCAACACCAAAAAUAAAAUUCUUAAAGGGACACUGUAGUCACUGUUAUGGACGUAAAUUAGGAUUAGUAAAACAUCUAUUUACUCUGUGCAUCUGUGCUCGUUAUUUACUGUGUUAACUUGUCUGCUAGAGCAACCCCUCCCCUCCCGUGUUCACUAACUGCUCCCCCUCCCAUCGACUAACUGCCUGUGUAACAAGAUGGCAGUGGCGGAUCCAGAGCCUGAUCUCGGGAGGGGCACUUGUAGAUUAUUUAAUUAAAUAAUCCAGGCACAAUAACCACUACAGCUCAGUGUAGUAGUUAUGGUGUCAGUAGUGCCAGGAUUCCACCCCAGACUAAGUAGUCAUACCGUUUAAGAACAGUUUGACAACUUACCUGGGGUCUGCUGGGAUAUAGGGUAUAGGAGCAGUGGUGUGUGUUAAGGGUGAAGUGUGUGAGUGCGGCAGUGUAUGUCAGGGUUGUAGUGUGUGUGUUAGGGGGCAGUGUAUGUAUGGGGGCACUGUAUGUGUUUUUGGUGCAGUGUGGGUAUGGGGACAGUGUUUGUGGGGACAGUGUUUGUGGGGCAGUGUGUGUGUAUGGGGACAGUGUUUGUGGGGCAGUGUGUGUAUGGGGACAGUGUUUGUGGGGCAGUGUGUGUAUGGGGACAGUGUUUGCGGGGCAGUGUGUGUAUGGGGACAGUGUUUGCGGGGCUGUGUGUGUAUGGGGACAGUGUUUGUGGGGUCAGUGUGUGUGGGGCAAUGGGGGCAGUGUGUGUGUGUGUGUAAUGGGGGGGGGAGGAGGCUUUUAAAUAAUAAAAAAUAUUUUUAUUUAAUAAAAAUAAAUAUUCUAUGUCCCCCCUCCCUUCUUACCUUUAUUUAGGAGGAGGGGAAAGAUUUCCCUGGUGGUCCGGUGGGGGAUUCAUUGGUGGUCAGGUGGUCAGAGUGAACUUUAGCCCAUGCUCCCGGGCUAGAGUUCACUCUCACGAGAUUUGGAGCGUUGCCGUGGUAACCGCGGCAACGCUCCAAAUGUCGAGAGAGGAGGACCCGGAGGAGCUGCAGACUGAGCUCCGGGUCCUCUCUCACUUCCUCCCUCCGCCGCCGGCUGUCAGUACGGUGCCUGCGGACCGGGGAGGGAGAUCUCUGAUCUCCCUCCCCGCUCUACAGGCACAUUGCAGGGCUGGCACUUGGGCAAUGCCAGCCCUGCGUUAGCCGGCAGGGGGGAAUCUCGGGGGGGGGCAAUUGCCCCCCCCCCUGGAUCCGCCAAUGCAAGAUGGCGCUGGAAUCUGGAGGAGAACUCCGUGAUAACAGUAACAUCAUGGCCUGUAGGUUGUGCAUUAGAUAAAACACUUAACACUUAACCAAUUAAAGAUGUAUUUUCUCUGAAAUCUUGCUUUCUGCAUAUGGGGCUCCCUGCCCCCCUGAUUAAAACAUUCCGAAGUUUUUCAUCAACAUGGAAACUUGUGUCUGGUGUGAAUUACUUUAGGAGCGUGCACGCAUUUAUAUUGACAAUUUGGACAGGGGCAGAUAUUCAAAUAAUCAAACACUUGAUUUGAUCCACAACAGUCACCAGAACCACUACAGCCUAAUGUCGUUGUUCUGAAGUCUAUAUCCUGCCUCUGAACGCUUUUCAAUGUAAACACUGACACCUCUACUGACAGUCACUCAGUCGGCCUCUAGAGGUGCUUCCUGGUUCAGUGCUUCACACCGUGCAGCUCCGAUAUUAAUGUUCCCUAUAGGGAUGCAUUAAUUCAUUCUGAUUUAUUUUGCCAUGCAUGUGCAAGAGUUUCCCCAUGCAUUCCUAUAGGGAAGCAUUGGAUUGGCUGAGAUCAUCAAGAUUGAUGAGCUCAGCCAUGGAUAUGGGGCCAGCUGCGGCAUCACCAGCACGACAAGGGAAAAUGGUGAGUAAAAACACUUUUCCCAUGUGAUUGGAGGGAAUACACACUCACUCACUGACAGACACAUACAGACAAACACACACUUAUAGACAGACAGAGACACACACACUCAGACAUACAGACACACACACACACACACACACACACACACACACACACACACACAGACAGACAUGCUCACAAAUAAUUACCAGUGGGGCUGCUGUCAUCUCCCUACUCAGCUUCCUCUUGAGCACUGUUUAGUGAGCCGAGGGCCGGAGUGACUUCAUAACCGGGCUCCUGGCGUCACUACAAGGCGUGCGAGGGAGCAGAGCAGGGAGAUUACAGCUCCCUUGCUGCUGCACUAAGUCAGCAGGCCCCCCUUUCUCAGCUCACCAUAAGCCAUCGAGCCACCCCUCUCCCUCACUCAGCCGCUUGCCUCAGCCCUCAGUGAGCCGACUGCUGCAUCCCUCAGUGAGCCGCAUGCCCACCUCUGCUCUCAGGCAGCUGGUCACCUCAGGGGCUGAACAGGCUCACGAAUCAAGCCCUUGCUUAAUGAGCAGUUUUGGUGUAUAGAUCGUGCCUCUGGAGUCCCACUGCUCAAUUGCCAUUUAGGAGUUAAGUCACUUUGUUUAUGCAGCCGUAGCCACACCUCUUCUGGCUGUGACUCACGUAACCUCCCUGCACACAUCCUGAAAAAAUAAAUCAAUUUAUCUUCCUGCAAGGUGUGUUUAAUUUAGAGGUUCUAAUCCCCUGCUCCGGUUUAUGUCUGUUAGAGCAUAAAGUAGCCUCCUGUUUGUGAUUAAUGAAACACUCCAAUUGUAUUUAACAGCUUAGUACAUAUACCCACAAUGCAAGGCUCGACAAAUCCCAGGUCGCCAUGGCGACUAAAUAUUUUGUCCUGGCAUCUGGGAUUCGUCAGCCCGGUCCUUCCUCCUUUUGUCUUAAUCCUCGUGCAGGGGAAUUGCAAGCUUACCUGGCAGGAUACCAGGUAAACACGGCUCUGCUCCCCGCCCUCCUCCCAACCCCAUACUCGACUCUGCUACCCGUCCCCAUGCUGCAUACCCGACCCUGCUACACGCCUACCUCCAUGCCGCAAAAAAGCCGACCCUGCUCCCCACCCGCCCCCAUGCUGCGAAGCCGAUGAAACACUGGCAACCAGUCCUUUCCCCUGUGUGACCUCAGCGCCGGGAGGAAGUUGUUACAGUUCACUUCACUUCCUCCUGGCGCACAGAGACAGCUGCUAAGACAGUGAGGAGGAGAAAGUCUGAAACAGCGGCUGCCUACUCCCAUCAGCCGCAGCCAGCCCCACUAACCUGUCACUUGCUGCUGCCUAAUCCCACUAGACACCAGGGAAGCCACCCUCCUGAGCCCAAAAGGUAGGAAACAGGAUGGUUACUAAAAGAAAUGUGUAUUUAAAAAAAACCUGUGCAUCUGUCGUGUAUGUCUCUAUGUGUAUUUGUCUGUGUGUAUGUAUGAAUGUUUGUGUGUAUAUAUAUAUUUGAGUGUAUUAAUAGUACUUUGUGAGUGUGUCUGUCUCUGUCAGUGUGUGUGUCUGACUGUGUCAGUAUGUGCGUGUCUGACUGUCUUGUUCAGUGUGUGUACUUGUGUGUCUCUGUCUGUGUGUGUGUCAGUUCGCGUGUCUGUCUAUGAAUGUGUAUGUUUAAGUCACCAGCCCCCUCAGAUCGCAUGGGUAUGAUGCUUUUACUCAUCUUUUUACCAGCGCUGUGCCGGUCUCGCCAGAGCUGGCCCGCCUCCAUAACAGAGAUCAUUAAUUGCCAGUCAUCAUUUCCUCAUAGAAAUGCAUUAAAUCAAUUAAAAGCAUCUCUAUGAGGAACGUGCAGCGCCUCCAUGCAGAGCGUGGAGACACUGAAUGUAGGUGGUGCACAUUGUGCAGCACUGAGAUAGGCGACCCUUAAGUGGCCAUCUGAGUGACAGCCUCUAGCGGUGUUACUAGGCAGCAAUGUAAACACUGCCUUUUCUCCGAAAAGGCGUUUUUUACAUUGAAAAGUCUGCAGGGACAGGCUAUAGACACCAGAACGACGACAUUAAGCUGUAGUGGUUCUGGUGACUAUAGUGUUCCUUUAAGAAUUAUAUUUUUGUCGUUACGGGGAAAAAAACAAACUGGCUCCUAAAUUGAAAGCAAAUUUGUCAAGCCCUGCCCCAAUGAAAACAUGCAUUUGUUACUGCAUUUUUCCAUUGGAUAUAUAGCUAAAAACAAUUUACAAAAUCUGCAGAUCUCUUGUCUGCAGUAUUUGCAAACCAUUUCCUUUCCCACCCACCCCCCAGAACAUACUUUCUGUGGCUGUCCAAUCAUAGUCUUCCUAAUGAAGCUUAUUAUGCAGCUGCCUCUAAACUACCAAGAAGUAGCAACACUCAUCGGAUUGACAUCCAGGAGGGGAUAACAGGGUUAAUUUAUAAAUGUGCUGAUUUCUAUUGAAAUCUAAACUUUUUGUAAAAUUAAGAAAAUAGGAUAGCUGCUUCGAACAUGAAGCACUUCAGCAAGGAGUUUUUUGUUUUUUUAAAGUUCUAAUAACAGAGAUAAAAACUUCUAAAGUGAACACACUUUGUGGUAAGAUCAGAUUGAUAUUUUUUUAUGGAGGUUGUGUAAAUCACAGCCAGGUAGGAUUUUGUGUAGUUCAAAAACCCCAAAUUGAGCAGUGAGACUGCAGGUGCAUGAUCUUUCAACCAAACCUGUUUUAUUAUGCUGCAGUGGUUGUGGUGCCCCUUUAAUGGGUUACCAUAACCACUCCAGCUUGAUUAUUGAUAUCAGCAAAGCACCUAGUGGCCCCUAUGCUGUCUCUUUAAGUGGAAGCAGACUCUUGAAAUAUAUGAUAUCUUGCCUUUAAGUUCCAUGUAAAAGUGAUGUAUUUCUUUGCAAUAAAUGUUUAUAUAAGAUGGUGAUUUAAUAAUGUGUUCUUCUCCUGUAGGUUUGCAGUAUGAAGCUUGUUAAUCUGAAGCAGGCCAUUCUUCAAGCCUGGAGGGAGAGGUGGAGUGACUACCAAUGGGCUAUAAACAUGAAAAGGUUUUUCCCCAAAGGGGUCACCUGGGACAUUCUGAAUCUGGCAGGUAAAGUACCCAAGCACUCAGUACAUACUUUUUAUGCAUUGGUGAACACGGUGGCCUUCAGGCAACUGCACACAACCAUUAGCAAAAAGAUAUUUUAAUAAAACUUUUUUUUAUUUUAAAGAUAUUAAAUAAUACCGGUCACAAAUAAAUCUUAUUUUACUUGUCGUGGUAGAGUUGUUUAUAGUGAUUUGCCAGUGCACAUCUUCCUUCUUAUUGACACACUGCUCCUCUGUGGCUUGAAGAAUGGACAAAAGAAUCAUGUUAAUGUUUUUAGUAUGACAAAUUAUUACAUAUCUGUGUUACAGCAAAAAACAGGGCGCACGAGGAUACUGAUACUUAUAUAUAGGAAGAAAGGCAGGGACAAUCUGGUACACUUGUAGUGAGGACUCAGUGUUUAUAUUGAAAAUAAUUGUGGAGUUAUUGUGUUCGUAUAUUAGACUGCGAAGAUCUCUGUAUUCUCUGAAGCUGGAAUUGCAUCUCCAUCUAGCUGUGAUGUUAAACAUAUGUGCCCAUUUUCUCUGUCAGUGUAUCUAAGUGCAGCAAUUGUGACUGCAGGGUUGACACGUGUGUCUUCUAAUUCAGGCUGCUCAGUUCACACAGUGUAUCUUCUAUGCAGGCUGAAGAAUGCAUAGUACACAGGACAUACUUGAAAAUGAGAGAAAUCUCAAUGUAUCUUUCCUGGUAAAAUAUUUUAUAAAUAAAUAGUAACAGGACUCUCUUAGUGUGUAACAGUACAUGCAGGUAAUAGACUCUCCUAGCAUGUGACAGACAGUACAUGCAGCUCAAGGCUCUCCUGGUAUGUAACAGUACAUGUAGCCCACAAAAUCUCCUAAUAUGCGACAGUACAUGGAUAUUCUUAGUACAGGGGAAGGCAACCUUCAGCACUUCAGAUGUUGUGGAUUACAUCUCUUACAGCCAUAAUGCUGACAAAACAUCAAGGGAAAUUUACUUCUCAACAUCUGGAGUGACCAAAGUUGAUUUCCCUGUUCAUAGCAUGAAGCAGUACAUGCAGCCCCUAGACUCAUGUGGUAUGCAACAGUGCAUGCGGCCACUAGACUUCUUAGCAUGAAACAGUACAUGCAGCUCACAGACUCCCCUAGUAUGUAACAGUGCAUGCAUCCAAUAGACUCCCCUAGCAUGUUACAGUACAUGUAGCCAUUAGUCUUCUUAGCAUGUAACAGUACAUUUAGCCCACAGACCUACCUAGCAUGUGACAGUACGUGCAGCCCACUGACUUACCUAAUAUGUAUCAGUGCAUGCAGCCCAUAGACUCUCCUAGUAUGUAACAGUGCAUGUAGCCCACAUGCUCUCCUAGCAUGUAACAGUACAUGUAGCCCAUAGACUCUCCUAGACUGUCACAGUACAUGCAGCCCACAGACUCUCCUAGCGUGUAACAGUACAUGCAGCCCGCAGACUCCCCUAGUAUGUCACAGUACAUGCAGCGUACAGACUCUCCUAGCAUGUCACAGUACAUUCAGCCCGCAGACUCUCCUAGCGUGUAACAGUACAUGCAGCCCGCAGACUCACCUAGCAUGUCACAGUACAUGCAGCCCACAGACUCUCCUAGCAUGUAACAGUACCUGCAGUCCACAGACUCUACUAGCGUGUAACAGUACAUGCAGCCCACAGACUCUCCUAGUAUGUAACAGUACAUGUAGCCCAUAUACUCUCCUAGCAUGUAACAGUACAUGCAACCCACAGACUCUCCUAGCAUGUCAGUACAUGCAGCCCGCAUACUCUCCUAGCAUGUAACAGUACGUGCAGCCAACAGACUGUCCUAAUAUGUAACAGUACAUGUAGCCCCCAGACUCUCAGUAACUAACAGUACUAAUCUAGUUUGCUCAUUUUUUUUUGUAGAGGCCCUAUUGGAUCAGGCCAUGAUCGGUGUUGCACCAAACCCUCUUGUCGUCUCGUAUCUCAAGUAUGCGAUCAACUCUCAGGUAUAUCUCAUGGAAGCAUAGUUAUAAUAAUACAUUUUAUGCAUGGUUUAUCAAGGCUUGUUAUUGACAAAACUUGUUCUUGUUCAUCUCAAAGUAAACUUUACUUUUUCUUCAGAUGGUGUCUUACUCCUCUGUCUUGACGGCAAUCAGCAAGGUAUGUUUGCACUUUAUUAUUUACCUACGGUUAAUAAUGCCUUGUCCACAAUACAGUGGGAGUUAUUCAUAAACUGCUGCAAUUUAGCUAAAUUUGGCUGUACUCAGGGCAACCUGCAUCAUCUUGGGAGAUGGUGUGCGAGACAAUUUCACAAUAUAUUUGGCUUCUCUGGGCUGUCAGCCAAGUUACAUUUGAUUUCCUUGCAGACUUUUCUCUGAAGCUCAAGUCAUAAGGAAACUGUCAAUGUAUUGACCCUGUCCUUCCCAUCUCUCUGUAUAUACACGCUAGGUUCAUUUUUGCCUUCCUAUGGAGGAGUGCGAGUUCUGAGCAGGUGGAGUACGCGGCCACUUGCAAACCUCGGUAGAGGUCUUUUAAUUACACUUAUAUUUUGUAGCCAUAUACCAGAGUUUACAUUCUGGUGACAUUUUUAAGAAUCGGAAUUUCUAAGAACACCAUGCAUACAGGUUUCACACCUUGUAUGUGGUAAACGUAGGUUCAAAUCCCGGCAGGGUUGACUCAGCCCUUCAUCCUUCCAUGGUAGAUAAAAUGAGUACCAUUAAAUUGGGUAAUUGUAACAACCCCUGGAUGUUGGGCAAAAGUUACAUUCCAAGGACGUACUUGAAAACCAGAGUAAUCUGAAUGUACCUUUCCUGGCUGAAAUUUAAUACUUUGUUAUUAUUAUAUAAUUGAUAGGAUAUUUUGGGAUUCUGCUAGUGUACCUACAAUAGAGGAUAAAACAUAGUGCAAAUAUUGCUUUAUACUAUAAAAUAAUCUGAUGAUUAAUAUGCACUCACAUAUUCCAAAUUGGUAAAGCGUAUUAUGGGUGCCUCCCCACGAUGUAGAUAUUGUAGGUACACUAGCAGAAUCCCCAAAUAUCCUAUCAAUUAUACAGUUUUGUCAUAUGGUUAUCAGCUGGGAAAUAACCUUGGGAAGCAGUGUACCCAUAAGUUAAGUUUUUGUGUUGGAUAUAUUUUUUUACACAGAUCACUUUGUUCACGGCUGGUUGUGUGUAUUUGUGGUUUUUGUUAUUAUGAUGUCAGAUCUUCAGACAUAUUGCAUAGCUAGGCUUACCAUAUACAUUAUUUUUAAACUUUUUGUCCUCGAUAUUUUGGUAAUUUUAAAUUAGUAAAUUACAAAUCAAAUUGUGUACAUUUGUAUCAUUUCAAUAUUUAAGUCAUCCUUUAAAGGCAAUUUGUGCACCAAGCUGUUUUUUCCCACCCGCUAUGUUGAUGUGUUAGCGAUGUUACCAUUGCUAACAGUAAUUAUACUGUUUUUGUAAAAAGCAAAGAAGAAUUGGUAACAGAGAGGGUUAAUUUGCCAGAAAUUUCUCAGGAUCCUUUGAGUCUUUAAUAUAUUUUCAAGAUGGCACAAAUUUUGUGAAAAUAUCCAUCCAGUCCAUUCUCUGGUCAAGUUGAUUCUCUGUAAAUAACGCUAUGAAUUUAAACGCUUGUGAGGGUUGGUCUAUAUUUAAAGAAUUCCUACAUUUAGCAUCAAGUUGUUAUUUUAGUCUGUAUACCCAAGACCUGUGGUUUCCAUCUGCAGUGCAUUUUUUAUUUUACUUUUUUCAGUUCUUCAAGUUAACGUACGACCACAAAUGACAAUGUUUGUGUGUGUCCUAUAGACCUCUGGAAAUACGCCAAUUGCAGGGUGUGUAAUACUGGUAACUUGCACUCUUUGUAGUUCAUUUUUUCACAGUAUUUCUGGCCUGUUGGGUGGUAAUUUGUAUUCCUUGACAGCUUCAAAAAAGUGGCAAACAAAAUCCAGUGCAUCUCCCACUAUUUAAUUUAAGUAGUAUUGAAAUUAAUUUGAAUGCACAACGCACAACAAAGAUAAUUUAUAAGCAAAACAAAUGAACAAUGUAAUAGUAAGAAGUUGUCUUGGUAGCAUUUAGAAAAAUCAAGGAUUAAUGCAGCAAUCUGUCCAUUUCAAUGGUCUCUUGCGUUUUCCAGAGUCCCGUGAGUAGUACAUAGUACUGGCACAGAAGUGCUAUCCUUUUAUCAUUGGCUUUGGAAGGUAUUUGGAACUAAUGAAGUGUGUUUUGAAAGCACUUAAGAAAUUCUGUUAGCACUCUAAAGCAUUUUUUUUUUGGGCCAAGAAGGCCAUUCAUUCUUCUGCUAGGGAUUUUUAAAUACUAUAAGAUUUGAAAUGGAUCACUCUUCUUAUUUUGGCAUAGCUGGGUAUUUACAAGUAUUUACAUUUAUUUGUAAAACCUUUGGUGUUGGCUGCAGGUUGAUCCAUUUAUUUGGCUGGUUAUUAGUAAGCUCUGAUUCAGCCCAAUCGUUGUUUUUGUAACAAAAUAUAUCUGGACCAUCAUAAUUAUAAUUCCAAAGUCAUUUUGAUACUAAUCAUAAAAUCAAGAAACAAUAGCCAUCUUGUUUCUUUGCCGCCAUUAAAGGUUGAUAAUAUAUGCCAGAGCAUGAGCAUUGCAAAAGAAAGCCCGGGAAUCUGCCAGCAAUAAGACCUCAUCUUCAUGCCACUGACGGCACAGAAAUAAUAAAUGGGUAGAACACACGUUUCAGUUUGUUGGCACCAAGUCCUCCAUUUGUGCUAGUGAGCCAUUUUUGUUUUCUCAGAAAAUAAAUCAAAAUAUCAGGGCAUCUUUUCUCUUAAGUGAUUAUAAUCUUGGCAGUAUGAAUGAAGCCGGCAUUUGGAACAUAGUAUGGAAGAGUUCUUGAUUAGUGAAAGUGCACAGGAUUGCUAGUCAAGGCGCAUAAAGAUUGUUCCUGGCACACUGUGGUAAUAUGGACUAAUUAUAAACCUGCGUUACAUCUACAAAAACUGGUCAAGGGAACAAGAGUGCUAAACAUUGCCAGUCCAUCUGUAUAAGCAAAAUACCAAUGGAAAAAUUACAUUAGAAGGAAAAUUGAGCAUCUCACGAAAAAAAUAAAUAAAAAAAUAUCAAGUUAUAGAUGAUUUGCAACGUUUUAAUCAGUUGUGUACAUUUCAGAGAAGUAACAAUUCCCCUUUAAAUGGCUUGACAAUACAGUGGACUGCAGUGGUUAUGGUGCUAGGAGUCUUACUUUAAGGGUUUGAGAGAAGUUUUAUAAUGUGUAACAGUUUGGAAAGUUAUAGAGACACUCUCAUGUGGUUGUUAGAGUGCUGUGAGUCUCUGGGUGUCAUCCCCAAGUUUUAUGUCAAAACCUUUAUUUUUUUUUAUUUAUUUUUUUUUAAAGAGGUUUGCAAAAAACUGGUCUCUCUGGGUUCCUAUAGCCAGCCCCAUCUUCAGCCGUUCUGGUAAUAUGGAAACUACACUUUCAUUUUAUUAAGUGUGAUUCCGUCCAACCACGACAAUUCUGACAAUUUGUGCCUAAAUAGACAUGCACUUUUCAUAUGCACGCCAGACUGGGUGGUCCAGCAACAAAACAUUUGGGCACAUCUAAUUGCUGAUAAAUUCAGAAACACCAGCACCAUGUUAUGUCUCUGAUGAGUCCUGAUAUAGACAUAUAUGAGUGUGUGUGUGUGUAUGCAAACACUUUCAGUUAUUGAUGUGUCCCUGUGGGAACAUUUGCUUUAUUUGCAUGUGGAAAUUACUUCUAUCUAAUGCCAUGAAAAGGACAGAAUAAUGAAUGUUGUCCUUGUGUGGAGAUUGCACCACAGGAAAAGCUGUUUAUCUGUUUGUACUCGAGGUCUGAUCUCAAUUUUGAACAAUAUUUAUGUUUUUGUAUUAAGGCUUAGCGAUCCCCAUGAUUGCAACGAGAAAAUAUACCGUGAGCUGAAAAGGAAGCGUUUAGAAACUAAGUUUAAAAAAAUAAAAAAUGCUGAUCAAAAAAGAAAAAGUCAAAUAUUUUCCAUUUUACAUAGAAUCUUUGGCUCAGAGGCAACUUGAGGACUCGAUGGGUGGGGGCGGCUGGAUGUGCGACAGGCUUGCGUGUGUUUACACUUCAGUAUGCAUGUAUGUGUAUAUAAUAUAACACUCUGGCCACAUUGCCUCCUGAACGGAAAAAAAAAUCCCAGCUUUCUUCUCUGGAAACUCAAAUAUUUACAUAAGAGAAGAAAUAUGGUCAGUAGAGAGGAAGAGGGGGAUGUAUGUAGCAGUAAAGGACAUUAACUCUUAUGCAGGCCCUGCUUAAAAAUGUGAAGACUGAGUAAUUAGAAAGGGAUUAUAUGGAGUAACAGGAGGAGUUAUAGGGAGAGGUUAUAUGAAGUAAUAGGAGGAGUUAUAGAGAGAGGUUAUAUGGAGUGAUAGGAGGAGUUAUAGAGAGAGGUUAUAUGAAGUAAUAGGAGGAGUUAUAGGGAGAGGUUAUAUGGAGUAAUAGGAGGAGUUAUAGGAGAGGUUAUAUGGAGUAAUAGGAGGGUUAUAGGGAGAGGUUAUAUGGAGUAAUAGGAGGAGUUAUAGAGAGAGGUAUAUGGAGUAAUAGGAGGAGUUAUAGGGAGAGGUUAUAUGGAGUAAUAGGAGGAGUUAUAGGGAGAGGUUAUAUGGAGUAAUAGGAGGAGUUAUAGAGAGAGGUUAUAUGGAGUAAUAGGAGGAGUUAUAGGGAGAGGUUAUAUGGAGUAAUAGGAGGAGUUAUAGGGAGAGGUUAUAUGGAGUAAUAGGAGGAGUUAUAGAGAGAGGUUAUAUGGAGUAAUAGGAGGAGUUAUAGAGAGAGGUUAUAUGGAGUAAUAGGAGGGGUUAUAGAGAGAGGCCAUACGGAGUAAUAGGAGGAGUUUUAGGGAGAGGUUAUAUGGAGUAAAAGGAGGAGUUAUAGGGAGAGGGUUAUAUGGAGUAACAGGAGGAGUUAUAGGGAGAGGUUAUAUGGAGUAACAGGAGGAGUUAUAGGGAGAGGGUUAUAUGGAGUAAUAGGAGGAGUUAUAGGGAGAGGGUUAUAUGGAGUUAUAGAGAGAGGUUAUAUGGAGUAAUAGGAGGAGUUAUAGGGAGAGGGUUAUAUGGAGUAACAGGAGGAGUUAUAGGGAGAGGUUAUAUGGAGUAACAGGAGCAGUUAUAGGGAGAGGUUAUAUGGAGUAAUAGGAGGUGUUAUAGAGAGAGGUUAUAUGGAGUAAUAGAAGGGGUUAUAGAGAGAGGCCAUACGGAGUAAUAGGAGGAGUUUUAGGGAGAGGUUAUAUGGAGUAAAAGGAGGAGUUAUAGGGAGAGGGUUAUAUGGAGUAACAGGAGGAGUUAUAGGGAGAGGUUAUAUGGAGUAACAGGAGGAGUUAUAGGGAGAGGGUUAUAUGGAGUAAUAGGAGGAGUUAUAGGGAGAGGGUUAUAUGGAGUAAUAGGAUGAGUUAUAGGGAGAGGUUAUAUGGAGUAAUAGGAGAGGUUAUAUGGAGUACCUUAGAGGAGUUAUAGGGAGAGGUUAUAUGGAGUAAUAGUUAUAGGGAAAGGUUAUAUGGAGAAACAGGAGGAGUUAUAGGGAGAGGUGAUAUGGAGUAAUAGGAGGAGUUAUAGAGAGAGGUUAUAUGGAGUAAUAGGAGGAGUUAUAGGGAGAGGUUAUAUGGAGUAAUAGGAGGAGUUAUAGGGGGAGGUUAUAUGGAGUAAUAGGAGGAGGUAUAGAGCGAGGUUAUAUGGAGUAAUAGGAGGAGUUAUAGGGAGAGGCUAUAUGGAGUAAUAGGAGGAGUUAUAGAGAGAGGUUAUAUGGAGUAAUAGGAGGAGUUAUAGGGAGAGGUUAUAUGGAGUAACUUAGAGGAGUUAUAGGGAGAGGUUAUAUGGAGUAACUUAGAGGAGUUCUAGGGAGAGGUUAUAUGGAGUAAUAGGAGGAGUUAUAGGGAGAGGUUAUAUGGAGUAACAGGAGGAGUUAUAGAGAGAGGUUAUAUGGAGUAAUGGGAGGAGUUAUAGAGAGAGGUUAUAUGGAGUAAUAUGAGGAGUUAUAGGGAAAGGUUAUAUGGAGUAAGAGGAGUUAUAGGUUGAGGUUAUAUGGAGUAAUAGGAGUUAUAGGGAAAGGUUAUAUGGAGUAACUUAGAGGAGUUAUAAGGAGAGUUUAUAUGGAGUAAUAGGAGGAGUUCUAGGGAGAGGUUAUAUUGAGUAAUAGGAGGAGUUAUAGGGAGAGGUUAUAUGGAGUAAUAGGAGGAGUUAUAAGGAGAGGUUAUAUGGAGUAAUAGGAGGAGUUAUAGAGAGAGGUUAUAUGGAGUAAUAGGAGGAGUUAUAGGGAGAGGUUAUAUGGAGUAAUACGAAGAGUUAUAGGGAGAGGUUAAAUGGAGUAAUAGGAGGAGUUAUAGGGAGAGGUUAUAUGUUGAUUUAGAAAGGGAUACCUUUUGGCUUGUGCAUGGAUUUAGCACCCAUGUUAUCUUCCACAGCAAGCAGUGUUAAUAAUAUUUCAGCACAGAGUAAAAAGCCCUGUGCUCAAACUCCCGUUGCUGUUAUGUGGCAGCAGUGACCAUUGUAUUCAUAAGUAAACAAAUGGAAAACAGUGAAAUAACUGACUUUAGUACCACUGCAGUGGCUUUUCCCCCCUUUUGUUUACUAUUUUAAACCUGUUUCAAAAAUCCUUUAUUCUCAGUAAUAUAAAGGCCCUGUAUUUACCAUGAGCAGAAUAGAAUGUCAAAGUCAAGUUGGUAAACUUCUGACUAAACUUGCCUUAAAGUAGUACUGUCAUGGCCGCCUCCAUUUUUUGUUUCCCCCCUCUUCCGACUCCACUACAUCUAAUGGUUCAGGAAUUGACGGGAAUUUCGUCUAUUUAUUUAUUUGUCAGAAAGACGAAUGAAUAGAAAUGUCAGACGAACAAACGAAUAUCGGAGCUCGUUUGUUUGUUUGUUCAGUUUAUUACAAGGUCGGGAGCUACCGGCGCGCAGCUCCCUCCUUGUAAUAUGUAAAGAUAGAAGCUGCAGGGAGCUGUGCUCCCCACCACUUCCUAAGCCCCCCAUGUCCUCCCUCACUCUAGGGUGGUCAAUAUGACCCCCAUAUUAGCAUAAGGGAGAAUGAAAUCAGUAGACUGUCGCUGUUAAAUGUUUUUUUUUUUUUUUUAAAGCCACCCGGCCCCCACCCAUGAGCGGCAGGUGGGGGCCCUAAAUUGCAAUGGGGGGGGACCUAUUGUCCUCCACCCAUGAGCGUUGAGUGGGGGCCCUAAAUGACAAUGGGGGGACCUAUUGUCCGCCCCCAGCCAUGAGCAGCAGAUGGGGGCCCUAAAUUAUAAUUAGGGGGGGGGGGACCUAUUACCCCCUCCCCAGCUAAGUGUAAAAAUAUAAAAAUACCCCCCUCCCCCCUUUCAGGUGGCUAGGGGUCCCCAAGACCCUAGUAACCCCCCACCCAAAUAAAAUGAAAUAAAGUCCUACCUACACCCUCACUCUUAAAAUAGUGAGGGGGAGACAAUAAAACUAUAUACCUGUAAAUAAAAAAAAUACUUACCAUUUGAUGUCUUCUUUUUUCUAAAACCUUAUUUUUUCAGCCCCAAAAAAGCUCAAAAAAAGGCCAAAUAAAAAAAAAACCAUAAUACCAGCGAACUUAUAAAAUAAAACAAAAACCCGAACGCCAAAAAAUAAACCUGCUGAAAAAAACAAACACACCCGACGCCAAAAAAAACCAUUCCAUCUUCAUCCAGCGAGGUCAUGGCGUUGACUGAGCUCGGCAGGGUGUGGAACAGCUUAUAAAGCCUUCCCACGCCGUGCAAUUUGGUUCUGUGCGCUCUGAUUGGUUGGUUUAAGCCAGCCAAUGAGAGUGCUUUGACAGGUAAAUGAAGAGAUUGACAGUUAAGUCUCUUCAUUUACCUGUCACAGCACUCUGAUUGGUUGGCUUGGAAUCCAAAGAACUUUCCCAUGCUGUGUAAAAUGACUAGCACUCUGGUUGGAUUCCAAGCCAACCAAUCAGAAUGCUCUGAGUCAUUUUUCACAGUGUGGGAAAGGUAUAAAUUGAUUUGCAUGUCAAUGAGUGAAAUAAGUAUUUUAUCAGCUAUCAAUCAGCAAGAUUUCUGGCUCCCAGUUAUCUUUUAUAUAGGUAACAAGAUGAGAUUAAGAGCACUCUCUUAAAGACUCGUAACCUGUAUAAAAGACACCUGUUCACAAAAGCAAUCAAUCAGAUUCCAAACUCUCCACCAUGGCCAAGACCAAAGAGCUGUCCGAGGAUGUCAGGGACAAGAUUGUAGACCUACACAAGGCUGAAAUGGGCUACAAGACCAUCGCCAAGCAGCUUGAUGAAAAGGUGACAACAGUUGGUGCGAUUAUUCGCAAAUGGAAGAAACACAAAAUAACUGUCAGUCUCCCUCGUUCUGGUGCUCCAUGCAAGAUCUCACCAUGCAAGAACUGGGUGAAAGUGUUGUGGUCAUAUGAGACCAAAAUGUAUCUCUUUGGCAACAACUCAACUCGCUGUGUUUGGAGGUGGAGGAAUGCUGCCUAUAACACCCCAGGAACACCAUCCCCACCAUCAAACAUGGAGGUGGAAACAUUAUGUUUUGGGGGUGUUUUUCUGCUAAUGGGACAAGACAAAUGCACCGCAUCAAAGGGACAAUGGAUGGGCCAUGUACCGUCAAAUCUUGGCCGGGAAUUUAAAAUGGGUAGUGGAUGGGUAUUCCAGUAUGACAACAACCAAAAACACACAGCCAAGGCAACAAAGGAGUGGCUCAAGAAGAAGCACAUUAAGGUCCUGGAGUGGCCUAGCCAGUCUCCAGACCUUAAUCCCAUAGAAAAUCUGUGGAGGAAGCUGAAGGUUCGAGUAGCCAAACAUUAGCCUCGAAAUCUUAAAAUGACUUGGAGAGGAUCUGCAAAGAGGAGUGGGACAAAAUCCCUCCUAAGAUGUAUGCAAUCCUGGCGGCAAACUACAAGAAACGUCUAACCUGUAUGAUUGCCAACAAGAUUUUUGCCACCAAGUACUAAGUCGAAGGGGUCAAAUACUUAUUUCACUCAUUGACAUGCAAAUCAAUUUAUAACUUUUUUGACAUGCGUUUUUCUGGAUUUAUUUUUUCUCUCACUGUUAAAAUACACCUACCAUUAAAAUUAUAGACUGAUCAUUUCUUUGUCACUGGGCAAACUUUCCAAAUCAGCAGGGGAUCAAAUACUUUUCCCCCUCACUGUAAAUGGUAACUCCAGCACAUAGGCAAGCAAUUGAUUUGGUACGUUGGCAACAUCCGGCACUGGAUUAUAUGGAAGGGGGUUAACAAAACAACUUGAGUAAGUGAUUAAAGCUUUAGUGCAUUGAUCAGGGAUAGGCAACCUUCAGCACUCCAGAUGUUGUGGACUACAUCCCCCAUAAUGCUCUUACACCCAUAAUGCUGUCAAAGCAUUAUGGGAGGUGUAGUCCAAAACAUCUGCAGUGCCGAAGGUUGCCUAUGCCUGGCAUAGAUCAUGCCCUUGCAGUCUCACUACUCAAUUCUCUUCCAUAGAGGAGUUGCAUCACUUUGUUUAUGCAGCCUUAGCCAUACCUCUGCAAGCUGUGACUCACACAGCCAACAGGAACAAUCAUUUUCAAUCAGAUCUUACAGCACAGUGUCUUUACUUUUAGAAGUUCUUAUCUACCGCUCUGCUAAUUGAACUUUAGUCACACACCUUGAGGCUCUUGCAGGCUAUUAACAGAGCAAGUGAAAAUAAAUUCUGAAUGAAACACACUGUGUAAUAAAGGAACUUUAGAUCUUUCUUUACAGUAAGUGUGCAGAGAGGAGGGAAGUGUGACUAGGGCUGCAUAAACAAAGUCUUUGAAUUUCUAAAUGGCAGAGAAUUAAGUAGUGAGACUGCAGGUGACAUGAUAUAUGUCCAAAACAAUUAAACUUGAGUUGUUUUGGUACUUUGCAGUGUUUUUUUGUGUAUUUUGAACACAAUGGCCAAUAUUUUAAGUUAAUGCUUAUUCCUGUUGCAUUGUGCAUGUAACUAUUUCUGUCUCUUUUUUAAGUUUGAUGAUUUCUCAAGGGAUCUCUGCAUCCAGUCUGUGCUGGAAAUUAUGGACAUGUUCUGUGACAACCUCAGGUAAGGUGUCUUUGCUCGGUGCUUUCUCUGUUCUACUCUAGAAUGCUUUCCCCACAUUUAUUAACAUUGUCUCUCUACCUUUACAGUUGUCAUGGUAAGGCUGAGGAGUGCAUUAGCCUUUGUCGGUCCCUUAUGUGUGUCCUAAACUGGCUCCUACGUUGUGCUACAUUUUACACAGACAAACUAGUGGAGACACUAGAUCCAGUGGAAGGUGAAGGCAACUUGUCCAUGUGCCUGAAACGGCUGGAGUCCAUCCUCAGUAGUACCAAAAACCGUGCUCUCAUCCAUAUUGCCAAAUUGGAAGAAGCAAGUGAGUUUAGGGAAGGGAUCAGAAGAAAGGUUGAUGGAUGCCAACUAAUGACUGUUUCUUUAAAUAUGCAGUAUAUAUUUUAAAAUACAGAUAUACAUAAUGAUAUGGCUAAUCUAUAUAGUAUAUAUCUUCAUUUGUUUGUUCAUCUGAACUCCUUGAGAUUUAUUCACUGAAUCCAAAACUUAAAUUGAGUGGAGUCGCCAGAUAAUUAAAGGGACACUAUAGUCACCAGAACAACUACAGCUUACCCUAUUUGUUCUGGUGAGUAGAAUCAUUCCCUUCAGGCUUUUUGCAGUAAACACUAUAUUUUCUGAGAAAAUGCAAUAUUUACAUUACAGCCUAGGGAUAACUCCACUGGCCACUCCUCAGUUGGCUGCUAGAAGUGCAUCCUGGGGCAGUGCUGCACACUGACAUUCAGUGUCUCCACCUUCUGCAUGGAGACACUCAACCUUCCUCAUAGAGAUGCAUUGAAUCAAUGCAUAUCAAUGAUGAGAUGCUGAUUGGCCAGGGCUGUGUUUGGCUUGUGCUGACUCUGCUCCUGAUCUGCCUCAUUGACAAGCUGAGACAAUCCACUGCUUUUCUAUGGGAAAGCAUUGUGAUUGGCUCAGAUCAACACUUCUGAUGAUGUCAACCAAGCAGGCAGAUCGGGGCCAAAAGCUACAAGCAGCAGACUGAAAUAAAUGUAAGAUUUUGCUGUAUUUACUGGGGCAAGGUGGGGGGAGGGGGCAGGAGGGCUAGAUGGUGGUUUUAACACUAUAGGAUCAGGAAUACAUGUUUGAUCCUUUAAUCUUGGAGGAAACAUCAGUGAGACAAACAAAACAAAAAUUAAAUAAAUACAAAAACUUACCUCUAUUCCAAUGUGAAGUCCAGGAGGGAGGACAGGGCUCAACUGAUGGGUUGGGUGAUGCUAUUUUCUGUCUGGUUGUUUCAGACACCAAUUUUGCACUUAAUUGACAUUAUCCAUCAUGGAACUUUGUUCUGGGCUGACUAAUGUCGCUGUCAGGGGUAAAUUUACACCUACUGCAGCUAACGGGUUAAUGUCUGUAUGUGCAGAGUUUCACAGUGAAAUGCUGCACAUACAGACUUCAGGCACCAUGACCGGUUUAAAUAAAUGAAGUGAUCAUGGUACUUGAAGUAAACCUCUAACCUGUGUUUUAGUGUCUUUAUUCAAGUGUUAAAGUACCAAGAAUUUUUGAGCACCAUUUGUGAUGGAUGUUAGUACCUGGACAUGGUUAUUAUUAUAUUCCCCUUCUUUCUACAUACAGGAUCCAGCACACUCACUCACCCACUAAACAGCAACUUAACAGAUCACCAAAUUAAUUAUUUAUUUUAAACACCUGACUUAAGCAAAAACAAUGGGGUUUUAGUUCAAUAUAUGACCAUUUAUUGCAUAGCCUGCCACAGCUACCAAACCUAAUGCCUGCUCUUAUGAGAUUAAGCUACUUUCUUGGGAAAUCCUUCCUCCUGGGACUCUCGGCAGGUCAAGGUUAAAUAGGGCCCCAAAAUGAGGCACCUGUGACGUCCCUUCUUUCCAGACAGUAGCUGUUAUUAAAUAAAAAAAUACUUUUUUUCCCCCUUGUAUAACGUGCUUUUAAAAUAGUUCAAUUCACUAAUAUGUAAAAACAUAUAGAAGGCUAUUGGGAUAUUAGUUGCUAAUGUACAGAAGUGAAUUGAAGAUGACUGAAUUGAAGAUCAUGUUUAUAGGCUUCUGACCAAUAAAACCUCUUUUUUUGUUAUUGCUUGAGAAUAUUAUAAUUCAGUAGAUAAAGCCCAUUUUUAUUCUAAGCGUUUCAAGCUCUUUGAAUUUGCCUUUCUCGUACAAUAAGAGUAAUGAAAAUAUGUAUAUCUGGUUGUUGUGAUUUCUCAUUGUGGCUAACGAUCAUGAGAGUUGUGUUUUGAGUGCGUUGGAGAGCACCGCGAUGUGCUACUCCUGCUGUAUUACAGCUAUUUAUCCCAUUUUCCUUAAACCAGCAAAACUUUUUGCUGCCCACCCAACUGCAUGACGCUAUGUUCCAGGGCUUGUGUCUUUUAACAGUACUGGUAUGUUUCAUACCUUUUAUUGAUGUUUCUGUUAUCUCGCUCCUCUUCUCAUUUGGAUUUUAAAUAACUGUUGGAUGCCACUGAAUACAGCAGAGUUCUAGUGCCAAGUCCUUGAGGGCAUUAAAAAGGCUCAGAAAGACAGAAAAAUUGCCCAAAGUCUCCUUAACACCAUUUGAGUGCCUGGUCCAAUUUGUCUGCUAUUGAAUGAUGGUUGUGCUCCGAACUGUUAGCACUGGGUGGUUGCUGAAUUAAUAUGUGGUGUUUAUUGACUCUUAUUUUCAUGUCCUGUUUUGCAGCCUCCUGGGUGUCAGUAGAACAGUCUCUGCACAGGCUCACUGACAGUAUUAGUCGCCUUCCUAUUGUACAACUGAGGAAGCAGGCGGAGACUUGUGUGUCUCUUAUCAGGAGGUAGGAGGAGUGUAAAGAGCAGAAUGUUUUUUGAUAAUUGUGUAGAGAUAAUGAUAAGAUUAGAGUCACAACUUCAUAAAACUUCACAGAGCAGCUGUGUGUGUGUGUUUUAUUCUACGACACUGUUAGCUGCUAUGCUUCCCGUGAAUGAUGUGUGCCGUGUAUUUUUGUCUUCUUGUACUGUACUGUUUUCACAUUGUUGUGUAAUUGUGUCAAGGCCUUUACAUCGCAUUAAUUGUGUUUGUGGGUGAGUGUGGUGUGGCACUGUCCUGCAAAUUGUUUUUAAUUUAAUGCUUUUGUGGUGUCUCUUCAUACUAAUACUCCAUUUGGACAUAAACUAGGACAUUUUCAGGAAUCACAGGUGAUAAAACAACUGAAAACAAUUUUAGGGUGUCUGUAGCAGCAAGGUAAAAUAUCCUCUAAUUCGUGGGUUUGUUUAACAGCAGACAGCUAGGAGGGGGCAUUAUGCUCCCUUAUUCCGAUAAUAUAAUUAGCAAGGCACAUUUUCAACUAUUGUAGUGAAGGUUGAAAGGAAACUAUAUGUCACUUUCCUUUCCUCCAUACAGUAUCCCGUCAAUGCUUUCGGCCCACUCGGAUCAGUUGCACAGGACGGGAUUCCCCACAGUCCAUGCUGUUGUAAUGCUGGAAGGGACUAUGAAUCUAACGAUGGACUCACAACCACUGGUGGAGCAGCUGAGCACAGUGAAGAGGAUGCAGGUGAAAAAAAACCUUUCUAAGAGCCAAACUAAUUCCUGCACUAAUCAGAUUACAAAUAUGUUUGUUUUUUUUUUUUGCUUGUUUGUUUUUUUUUUUUAAUCGUUCGUUUGCUACUUCCACAGAGGAUCCCCUCUCACCUCUUUCUCUUGGAGAUCUGGAAAGCCUGUGUCGUGGGUCUCAUAGAGUCUCCGGAAGGGACAGAUGAGUUGAAAUGGACUGCAUUCACCUUUCUGAAGGUACGGCCUAAAAUGUGAAACACAUUAUCUAAAUGGUUACGAUAUGUGUCCUGAAUUGGCAGAACUCCGCCGUAGCAAAUAUUAGCAGCUUAAUAUGAAAAGCACUCACAGUCAAUCUGCCUGCCACCCAUCGCACAGAGAUGUAAACAAAUCACCUUGCACUAAAAUAUAAAUAAAUACAAGCAAUCAUGAAAAAAACUAGAAACAUCAAGAAACAUAGAAUAGAAGAUUAGUCUGACUCCACUGCAAUUUAUUCAAACUGAAAGUAAUCCGUGAUGGCAAUGUAGUGCCCACUAAUUGUACUAUACUGGUCUAUACCACCUCUGCUGGAAGAAUAUUCCAUGUAACUAUAAAAUUUUUAUUCAAACUGUAUUUUCUGACUUUGCUGCUAUUUUUCCAUAUUUUUAAAACUGUAGGUUCUGCCCUCUUGUUAGAGAUAUGUUUUUCUAUGAAAAACUGUUUAUUGCUUUGCAUUCACAGAUUCCGCAGGUUUUGGUGAAGUUGAAGAAAUUCUGGCAGGUGGAUCAGGUGCGUUGCUCCCUGGUACUUUUUUUUUUCUUUUUUUUUAAAUCCCGCUUCAUGUCUUGUAAUGUAAUAGUAUAGUAAACCUAAUAUUUCUUGCAGGAUUUCAAUGAAGACAUGAAUUGUGCAUUUGAAUAUCUUCUUAAACUUACCCCACUCUUGGAUAAAGCUGACCAGAGAUGCAAGUAGGUCCAUCUGAAAAUGUCUAACAAAUAUAAACUGUGCCAAUAAUCCCCCGUAUUGCCUUUCUCUACACUUUGUUUACUAAAUAUCUAAAUAUCUUAACAUCUUCUCCUCUCUCUGACAGCUGCGACUGCAUCAGUCUGUUACUACAAGAAUGCAAUAAGUUGGGUUUGUUGUCCGAUCCGAACCUGGAUAACCUUGCAUCAAAAAGGUACACGGGUUCUGCCUCUCACUCUGCCAAGAGCAAGUUAUUUUUUCAGUCAUAUGAAAGCAAAUGUUGAACUGUUUUUCAUCCCUUUAGGGCUGCAGACAGGGAGCAGGCUCCACGUUUGAAGUCAUCUGAAAACUCUACGAUUCAACCCAAUCCUGGUCUGAUUCUCCGUGCAGAACCCACUGUGACCAACAUCUUAAAGGUUAGACCCCUGGUGGGCUUCGGUUUAACAUUGACAAGUGAUAGCACAAUUAACAAACUACUAACAACUAUUUGUGUGUAUCCUGAAGUUAAUUAACAACAGCUGGUUCAUGGCAACCACUAACACUGGGUCUCAUUAUGUAAUACUUAUAUAUUUUCCUUGCUAUAUAUGGAAAACCAUUUUUUUUGUUUGUGAUGUUUUUUUAUUCCCUAGACUAUGGAUGCCGACCACUCCAAAUCUCCAGAAGGACUUUUAGGAGUAUUAGGUCACAUGCUGACUGGGAAAAGUCUGGACCUCUUGCUAGCUGCUGCGGCUGCCACCGGAAAAUUAAAAUCCUUUGCUCGUAAAUUCAUUCAGUGAGUACAUUGUGUGUAACACGCACCUUGAAAUUUGUGACCGUGUCAAUCUUUAAAAUGUGGAAGCAGAAGUUAUUCAUCAUUAAUCAUCAUUAACAUAUGCGGAAUUAAUCAGCCCUAUAUGUGAGAGGUGGAAAUGAGGUAGAGGGCUCUCGAAGGUCUUCAGCUGGGAGAAAUAUUUGAGGAGGCUUGUUCUUGGUAAAGAAUAAUAUAGAAAUAGAAAUUAAAUGAACACUGAUAGCAUUAGAAAUCUAAACAUUUAUUCAUAACGCUAGAGUGUUAUAGUAACAUUAUAGAUUGACGGGCCCCACUAAAUGAAAUAAAGAGUUUUAGUUGGCUUAUUUUAUUGCCUCCACUUGCUGAGAUCAUCAGUACUGAUCUAAGCUAAUGCUUCCCCUUGGGCUAGUUUGCAUGUUUGGGAAAUGGGUACCCUGCACCAAUCAGCAUCUCCUCAUAGUAAUGCAUUGAUUCAGUGCAUCUCUAUGGGUAGCAUUCAACGUCUCGCAGAGCGCAGAGAUACUGAAUGUCCGCCCUGCUAUCUCUGCUGAUCCGAGUCCCUCUAGUGGCUGUCAGAAAGGUCUUGUGGAUGGAUCUUCUCAGGUUUUUUCACAAAUACAGAAAAACCAAAAGGUUUUUCACUCAAUGCAAAUGUAAUAUCCCCUUGAAAGUUUGGUGUUGAGUAGAAUAUUAUAGAAUGCCAUUUAAAUAGUAAGAUUCAGAUAAACCCGAUCCUGCAGUUUGUGAAUAUGUAGUUAAUGGAACUUGGUGGCAUGUGCUUACUAUUAGAGCUUCUCUGCUGGAAAUUAUUUCAGAAACUCUGCUGUACAAUAAAAGAUGGUGACUUCUCUGCACUUAGUCCAUUUCUCUGUGUUUCUUUUUCUGUAGAUUGAAUGAAUUCACGCGCCAUAUUGGAGCAGAGAGCAGUAAGUGUGUUAAUAACUCUUUCAAUACCUGCUUUAAUUAAAUGUGUUUGCAGAGCCAUCAACAUCUUACCUCGCAAUGGCUUGCACUGUCCUAGACCUGUCACUACUCCCUUGCGUUCUCAAGCUGUUUAUUUAUUUAUUAGUAGCAUUACAAACAGAUCGCUGAAACUACUCUUCUCCCCUCUCUUUAUAGCAAAGACUGCAUCAGUUCGGGCUCUGCUGUUUGAUAUUUCUUUCCUGAUGUUGUGCCAUGUAGCACAGACCUAUGGUUCAGAGGUAUGUCAGCAAAGGGCAUUGAAAUCUACAACCCUCUUUAUUUCUCCCUUUGUUUUUGUAUGCCUCAAAAUACAUCAACCCCCAUCGUGAGAUAGCUCAGCGGCGGGCUUAUGCAUCAUCACUAGAAUCUGUUCAACCCUUGGGGGUUGCAGGUUCAAAUCCCAGCAGGUUGACUUAGCCCUUCAUACUCCCCAGCAGGGACGUAUUAGCCGCAAGGCAAACAAGGAAUUUGCCUUGGGCGGCAUUUUUCAGUGGGCGGCAAAAAACGCCGCCCCCCCAAAUGCCCAGGGCAAAUGCCUAGUUACCCUCGCGGCUAACAGACAUGCUGGGCUGGCGGCUGGCGAGGGAGCACUUCCUCUGAGCGGUCUGCUCAGCUCCCUCGCGCGCCGCAGAGUAAGGUUGGGAGCCGGGUUGAUGAUGUCAUACUCCGGCUCCCAGCCUCACUCUGCGGCGCGCGAGGGAGCUGAGCAUAGUGCUCAGAGGAAGUGCUCCCUCGCCAGCCGCCAGCCCAUCAGCCCGACCGGCAGCCACUGGACCACCAGGGAGAAAGAGGAACCCACCCUCACCCCCAGCAUUCCCAAAGGUAAGGGGGGGUUAAAAAAAAAAAAAAAAAAGGUGUUAAUGUGAGUGAUUGUGUGUGUGUGUGUCUGACUGUGUGUGUGUGUUUGUGUCUGACUGUGUGUGUGUGUGUGUGUGUGUCUGACUGUUUGUGUGUGUGUAUUUAGAAGGUGGGGUGGGGGGGAAGGGUUGGGUGGGGGUGGGGGUGGCGCGGGGGGAGGGGGUGCCUGAGUUUUGUCCUGCCUAGGGCAGCACAAAACCAGGAUACACCACUGCUCCCUAGGUAGAUAAAACGAGUACCAUUACAUUGAGUAAUACUAACAUCCCCUGGAUGUUGGGCAAAGGUACUUGGAAACCAGAGCAAUCUGAUUCCUGGCUAAAUACUGCGUUAUUAUUAUCGUAACAAAUUCCAUAACCACUAGCACAAGCAUAUCAGCAAAAGGAUAGCAAAAAUAGAAAUUCCCCCACAUACAUGCUGUGCAUUAUAUCUUUUAUAAAUCUCAGUCAGGCUCUGCCUGGUUCAAAGUUAUGUCGGCAGUUCAUGAUAUACAUUAUAUGUAUAUUAUAAACUGCCAGUACUAUUUGGGCUUCUGCAUUUUAAAAUACUUUUUGAUUAUAUGUAAUGUGUACUGUAUAUUUCUGGCCACCAGAUGGAGUAAUAAGUCAAAGAUAAUUUCCAAUCUCUAGCUUAAAAUGCAGCUCCUUGCAGACUUGACCUAAAUUACUUAAAAAAACAAAAAAAACAGCCUUGGAGAUCCCACUGUCAAUUUUUGUCAUGAUGUUUAGACGUCGGAUGUUGAUAUUUUAUUUGUUUGUUUAGUUCCUUUUCUUUCCUCCCCUGUCUCUUAAAUGCUAUCUUUGAAAUUGUGUAGUUUGUUUUUAUUUAUUUAUUUUUACAUUAUUUUCCAUCUUGUUUAUUUAUAUGCCAGUCCAUAAGUGCACAUUGGCUCCUUUAGGCAGUGUGAUGCGCCGGAAAUAUUAGAUAGAGCCUAAAACAGCUCCUGUAUGGAUAUCUAAGUUGACAUGUUGGAGGGGGAACUGGACAGACCUGUCUUACUUGGUGCUGUGUUUUUUGCAGAUGAUCCUCUCAGAGGGAUGUGCAGGGUCAGAGAUGCCUUUCUUCGAGAGCUGGAUGCAGACCUGCAUGCCAGGGGAGGGGAAGGUCCUCAAUCCAGAUCACCCCUGUUUCCGUCAUCCAGACCUCCCUAAGGUGGAAGCACUGGUUGCCCAACUUAAUACUUCCUCUGAGAUGAGGCUGGGGUAUGUAAUUAAUAUGAUGUUUGAGAAGUGUAAUAGCAUUCUCUUCGUGUCUAGAAAUGUGAUAAUGUGAUUAUGUUUUGUACUGCACUUCAUUAGCUAUUGAACCAUUAAGACCUCUAGAUGACAAAUGUGAUUUCAUGCAGGAUAAGGACAGCUUUUUAUCAUUCAAUUAAAUAUGGAUUGUUAAAGGGACAUUCACUCUAAACACCAUAACAACGUAUGCUCAUUGCGUGAGAUAUGGUUUAAGAUCAUCCACUGUCCCUGUCUCCUUUCCUACAAUUGCUUUAUAACUGUAGCAAUUUGCAAAAAAUGCUGUAACUGUUUAUCCUGCCACUUUCUCCAUAGACAUUAGAGGGCAAAGCUAUACUUUUGUACUUACAAAAUAUUGAUUCGGUCUGAAUGUAUGCUUUCAAGUCCCCACCUCUCCAUAUCAAUUGUGGCUGGAGAGCCCAAAUGCUGUGGCAAGUCCCCUUUAUAAAACUUUAAAUCUAAUUGUCAUUAAAUUACUAGCAGCUAUUGUAUGACAGCCAUCCACUUAUUUAGCAUUUCCUGAAUAGCAGAGCCUCUUCCUAGUCUGGGCCGAGCUCACUGCUCUUUACAUGUGGAAUUGCAGGAACUUUAAAGAGGAGUAUUUUUUAUUUUUUUUUGUAACACAUUAUCUAUACAGUUGGAAUCCCUUAAAAGAGGAACUGAUGGCUGGUGUAACAUUUUUUCCAAGUGUACUUCUUUUGCUGUUUACUCCCACGUUCUGUUGGUAUCUGAAACCCCAUAAACAUGUACAGUGUGGAAUGAUAAGCACAACUCUUAGCAUAGCUUACCUGCUUGUACAUACUUUAAUUUGGGAGUAUAUGAAGAAACAAAAUAUUACACAAGCCCUAACAGAUUCUUCUUUUCAACUUGUGUGCAUGAAAUGUUGUUUUAUCACAUGAGAGUGUACUCCAAAGCCCGUAUAGUAUUCUUGGGACAAAUGUACAUGGAUAAAAAUUUUAAUUAAAGGUACAUUAUAGUCACCAGAACAACUGCAGCUUAUUGUAUUUGGGCUUUGGGCUUUUUUGCUGUUAACACUGUAUUUUCAGAGAAAAGGAAGUGUUUACAUUACAGCCUAUGGUUACCUCCACUGGCCACUCCUCCAAUGGCUACUAGAGGUGCUUCCUAAGGCAGUGCUGCACACUGAACUUUCCUUAUAGAGAUGCAUUGAUUCAGUGCCGCUCUAUGAGGAGAUGCUGAUUGGCCAGGACUGUGUUUGGCUUGUGCUGGCUCUGCCCCUGAUCUGCCUCCUUGACAAAUUCAGCCAAUCCAAUGCUUUCUCAUGUGAUUGGCUGAGAACUCCGCUUCUGAUUAUGUCAGCCAAGCAGGCAUAUCAGGGGCAGAGCCAGCACCAGCAGACUGGAAUAAAAGGUAAGAUUUUACCAUAUUAAGGGGGGAAGUGGGGCUAGGUGGUCUUUUUAACACUUUAGUGUCAGGAAUACAUUUGUGUUUCUGACCUUUUAGUGUUCCUUUAAACAACUUUUUGUGUACUGUAUUGUUAUUAUUUAAACACAGAUUAAUAUCCACCUGUAUCAUCUUGUCUGUUGUGCAGUCAAACUAAAUGGCACGAGGUGUGUUUGAUUAUCCCUGCUACAAUCCUUGAGGUUCAUAAUGCCUGGGAGAAUGGAGUCCUCUCAUUUGAAGCUAUCCAGGUAAAUAGCAUUUAUUUUAUCUUUGUUAAGUCACUGACUUUUUAUCACAUAACAUGAAAACACCAACCUCUUGCCUCCUCUAAAUACACAGAAAUCGGAACAUAUAACCCCCCCCUUUCAUUCUCAGGACACAUACAUCUGAUUUUCUCCUAAUACACAGAAAUCAAGACACAUACCUCUCACCUCCACCGAAUAUACAGACAUCAGGACACAUAGCUUUUAUCUUCUCUUAAUACACAUACAUCAGGACACAUAGCUUUUACUUCCUCUUAAUACAUGUAUAUAUGGAUACAUAUCACUUAUUUCUUCCUUGCACACAAACCCCAGAGCACACAUCUCUCUGUGCCUGAUUUAAAAAACACUCACAAACAGCGGCUCUUUCAUUUUCCUUGUUUCCUUGUUUUGACAGAAGAUCACCGAUAACAUAAAAGGGAAGGUGUGUAGCCUGGCAGUGUGUGCUGUGGCCUGGCUCGUUGCUCAUGUUAGGAUGCUGGGACUAGAUGAACGCGAUAAAUCUCUGCAGAUGAUCAGACAGUUGGGUUCACCAAUGUUUGGGGACAAUACAUUGCAGUUCUACAGCGAGAGGUCAGUCAUAUCAGUUUUAUAUUACAUUUCUUUAUUAACUACUGAUUAGUAAAAGUCAGAUUACCUUAUUGUAUCAUAAUUCCAUUUUCAUGUUAGUCUGUACAUUUAAUUUUCCUUUAUAUUUGCAUCAUAUUCCCUCCGUGAUAAUUUUCCGAAUUUUUGUGUCCCCCCUCUUAUGAUCUCUACGUAAACCUUUAUUGCUAUUCCCAUCGAAUGUAAGCUCGUUUGAGCAGGGCCCUCUUCAGCCUAUCAUUUCUGUAAGUUUUCUUGUAAUUGUCCUAUUUAUAGUUAAAUCCCCCCUCUAAUAAUACUGUAAAGCGCUACGGAAUCUGUUGGUGCUGUAUAAAUGGCAAUAAUAAUAUUAAUGAUAUACACUUAUCAAAUUUUUUCCCAAAAGUAUUACAUUAAUGACCAAUUCGUUUUCUAUUCCUUUUAAUUUGGUCUCAUUGCCGAUGUAACUGUUUGUCUAUUCAUGCACCAAUUACAAGAUCAUCUCAAUUUCUCCUCUGUCACUGGCAUAGGGUUGUCAUAAUGAGUUCUAUCUUGGAGAAUAUGUGCUCCGAGGUUCUCCAACAGACCGCCACUCCCAUCAAAUUCACUGUGACUGGCAGUGAACCAGUGCCUUAUGUCCACCGUCUACCUCCAAAGAAACCCAUCAAGGAAGUCCUGAGGGCGACCUUCAGUGCAACUCUAGAGAAAGGAUGGGUGGACAGUCGUGCUCUGCACAUUUUCGACACACUUCUCCACAUGGGCGGUGUCUAUUGGUUCUGCAAUAAUUUGGUGAAGGUAAGAUGGUAUAAAAGCCUUAUGAUCUGAUAGGAUAAAGACUGUUUCAUAGCCGUGCACAAAAUUUUUAAUGGCACUACAGGUGCUCCUUGUUUUGCAACCUACCUGUUUUACGAUGGCUCACACUUAUGACCAGCUCUCUCCCGGGGUGGUAAGUGCGAGAUGUCGUUGGAAUUAGAUGGAUUCCCCGAUCACAGAUAAAUGCAACAGAGCAGAGAAACCCUCUAAUCUAUUUUCGGGGAAAUUUCCCCGAGCAUAGAUUAGAGGGAUUCCCUGAUCUUGUGCGUUUAUCUGUGUUCGGGGAAAUGUCCCUGAACACAGACAUGCGCACCAGAGCAGGGAAUCCCUUAAAUCUAUGUUCGGGGAAAUUUGCACAAACGUAGAUUAGAGGGAUUCCCUCCUCUGGUGCGUUCGUCUAUGUCCGGGGAAAUUUCCCCGGCAUAGACAAACGCACCAGAGCAGGGAAUCCCUUAACUCCUAAUUACCGGCCAAUUCGUUCUACGACCGGGUCGUAGGAACGGAACCUGGUCGGUAAGUGAGGAGUAGCUGUAUUUCAGUUUCUGGGAUACAAUCACAAAAAUGUUGUCCAUGAUUGGAUCCUCAAAAAUAAUCAAAGUGAACAUUUAAGUUUCAACAUAUCGUAAGCAAUGAAUAUUUGCCAUCAAAUAAAAAGUUCUAUAAUGUAACAAUGUAACACAGCCUUCUAUAGAAACACUUUCUCCAAAAAAGGUGCACUUGCAUGACUCCUAGAUGUUAUUUGUUGUACUACUUACAGUGUGGAUAAUAAAAGAAUGAGAUCCUGCAAAUAAAAGCUAUGUAGUUAAUACGUUGAAGGCAGUAUGGAUUUCCCGAGAAACUUAUGAUUCUCACAACCUCACUGAUCACACGUGACUGUAAUUUUAGACUGACUUUUCAGAAAAAUGGCAGGGUCAGGAGUGGUGAUCAGCAAUAAUGAUAAUCAACCCCUCUUCCUGUGUGUCCAACUUGUCUGGUUAAAACAACAUGUUUGUUCGUCCACCCACUGUAAAGCACUGCGGAAUUUGUUGGCGCUAUAUAAAUAAUAACAUAAUAAUAAUUCUGGACGGCCAGCAGUGGAUAGUUAGAAAAUUUGCGAUUGCUUAUUUAGAUUUUAUGUGAAAAAUAGACUUUAUGACCUAGAAUAAAGAUAAUUUCCUAUUUAUAAGAGGUCCGGCACCUUCAAGUGCUGUGAACGGACUGUGUGUGUAUAUAUAUCACUGUCGUUUUAAUAGAGAAAAUUACAGCCAUAAUCUACUCAUCGUGAAUAUUUAGUUUAGGGCUUGACAUAUAUGUUCUUUUGGCAGGAGUUACUGAGGGAAACGCGAAUGGAAUUUGCUUUGCGAGCGGUGGAGUUGCUCUAUGCAAUCUUCUGCUUGGACAUGACACAACUAACACUAACUCUUUUGGGACAUGUGCUACCGGCCCUGCUCACAGACUCCGCCAAAUGGCACAUGUUAAUGGACCCACCAGGCCGAGCACUGGCAAAGUAAGACUUUUACCCCGAUGUGAUAUGUGUGUUGUUGUUUUCCACUGAUUCCAUUCCUAGUGGUUACACGUUGUGGGUUCUUCUCUGUAUAUAAUAAUAAGACCAUUUUCUCCUGUGCACAGAUUGUCCGUUUGGUGUGCAAUGACUUCUUUCUCCACACACAACAGGGGACAGCCUUCCCCCCGACAGAGGAAAAGACACAGAGAGGACAUUGAGGUAGGUGUGGAGGGUUGGAGGGUAGAUGUUGAUAUUAAAGAGAAACUCACAUUAGAGUAGCAUGUUCUUUAAUGUACAAAUAAUUAUAAUUUGGGAUUGAUGAUUUUUGUUUUAUAAACCGUUUUUCUUUUAUUUAUCCUAAAAAUCUCCACUAAAGAGAUAAACGGCGUGCUAAGGAACCUAUAUUCAGGAAUGACCCAAACAAACUCAUUUAUUCAAAACACAAGUCUAAUAUGCCAGCAAAAAAAAGGAGAAAAGGUUGGGGUCCAGACACUCAAGGGUUAAUUUUGCAGCAGAUUUUUUUCUACUAAUACGUUGGAGAUAGCCAGCCCCAGGUCUGGUAGCACCAGGACUCCAGCAAGAGUGCGGUAUUCCUUCUUUCUUGUUAAUAUGCUAGUAAGGCAUAUAAGACGCAAAUACGUCCCUUACAAUAAAAAAGAAAAUGACAAACAACUUUAUUGUAAAACAGAAAAACAAGUACAAGGGAUACAUUCCUGGUUACACAGUUAAAGAAGCCUGGGGCUUAAAGCUAGUGAGGGGAAACAAAACCCUAAUAUACCUAUUAAAUACCAAUAAAACUCCCGUGAACGGGAGAAAACUGUCUAGUUAGUGGCAAAGCUGUUCUGGCUUAAUUGAGCAUUAAUGAAAAAUGAAUCUUGGCGUGCGUUCUGAAGGCUUGCAUGCGGAUAUAGGAAAUGAAAUGCCUGGUGCAAGCAGUACCAACAAACAGAAAAUGAAUAGUCUCCAGGCUCGGUUUGUCUUACCUACUCUGCACAAUUCACACUGAUAACGGCUUCUCUAGUGUUGACUGUACUAAAUAAAAGAGGAACUGAGUAUGUGAGAUCUCGCCUACAGAAGCACACUCCACAGGGGAAGUUAGUUGAAAAGACAAAACUUGGAAACUUAAUAGGAAAGUGUAAUCACUUCUCAUUUUUAGCAUUCUAGCUUUCUAGGAAUGGCAGCGGGAAACAAGAUUUUACCAUUUACAGAACUGAACCCAUAAUAGAUAUGUGACAUAUUUAGGAUUGGUAGUUGUUAAAAUAAAACAAAAUGUCUCCUUUUCAUCACUAGGGCCACAAAAAAAAAAAAAAGUAAGAUUUUCUAUAGAGUUAAGGAAAGUACACUGUAAUGAUGCAUAAUUUGUUCUGUAAGAUGUGUGUAAUGUGCAUGUGUCCUCUCCUUAGCCCAUUUUUUUCUAUUAUUUAUUGAAGAAUAUCAGGAAUAAAUCAGAGGAAGCUAACUUGCUUUUGAGUAAUCGUUUCUAUGAAAUGGCCUUAAUCGUGUAUAUAUAGCAAUAAAGAGGGGAAUUUUAUAGACAGAAUUGUCUAUUAAACAUUUCUCAAAAUAUCAGGAUGCCUAAAGGGGUUAAAACAUGCAGACACGUCUUUAUAUGACUUGAAAGAACACCACACACACCUAAACAUUUAAUGUGUGAAAAGGUGUGUUUUUCCCUUCUUUUUUUUUUCUUCUCAUUAAACAAAACUUUUAGAUUUCAAUAGAAAUUGGCAUUCUUUAAAAAAAUAAAAAUAAAUAAAUAAAUAAAAUAUUAACUUUGUUACACCCUCUAGGCUGUCAAUCAGACGACUGGUCCUGUUACUUCCUGGUAGUUUACAGUUUAGUUUAAAGGCGCUAAACUCAAGGGACAGGCAAUUGCUCAGAGCACCUGCCUGGCAAAACCACGUUUGUAAAUCUGUGAUUGGAGAGCUACAGAAAGUCUGCACUGGGUUAGGAGAAGACUGUUUGCAUAUAAGAGAUCUCCAGCUUUUGCACGCUGUCUUUAGAUAAACCAUCGAAUAAAAAAAAAUGAAAAAAGCUAAAUUAAAUGCAAGCAUUUUUUUCUCUUCUAUUUUGGCUGUGGAGAGACCCUAUAACUAUAUAUUUGAUCUCACACUUAGUUGCCAAAAGUCAAGCAAUAAAAUAAAUCCAUGUCAGUAGAACAACAUAAUGCUGAAGGGCAACACGAACCUCUGAAUCUCCAAAAGACAUGAAGCAAAUAACCAAAGCUGGACUUUCAGGAAGAGAAGAAGCCCAAACGAGGAAUUGAAAAUAGUCACUUCAUUCCAUUUCAUGUUGUCAGGGGUGUUACCAUAGUAACUGCAGCGGAUGUUCUACGGUUGCUAUGUGCAGAGAACAGAAAGCCCGUCUGUGGUCAGUGCAGAAGAAUUGUCUGACAGGUGGGAGAAAUGUUAAAAUAAGUUUUUCUCUUGAUCUGCUAGCACAGUGUAUGUAUGGAAUUGUAGGGAGGAUGACAAUAGCCUUUAAAGGGACACUCCAUACACACACAGAGCGCCAAAGCCAUGCUGAAGUGCUUUAUGUAUCUGGAACCAGUCAUAUUUGUAACAGUUUGUAAAAGUGCUGAUUUUAAUGCAAAAAAAUUUUUCAAAGCUUUUAUUGGGUAUAUGUGCAACAUACAGCAAUGUAAGAAAAACUCACAACGCGCGAGUCAAACUCUUUUACAAUUUGUCACGUAUAAUAUGUCACAGGUGAACAUUAUACCCGUUAUAAUGAACUCAAUACAAAAAAAAAAGUAUAAAACAUACCAUAAAGCCAAGAAAGGGAAACAGUCAGGCAAACCAUGUGUUGCAUGGUAUAGAAAUUGUGACUUUUAUUAUUGGGGGCAGAAACACCUCCCUGGCUGUCAAUCUCAGCAAAGCUAGAUCGUGCCUGCUGCCCACCCCCCUUCUUAGUUAUGUUGCGGCUCCAUCACAGAGGCGUCUCAGUGAGAAAUUGUGCUGAGAAAAGGGGGGAGAGCUUGAGAUCUGCAGAUAUAUCCCCAAAGCAAGCAUGCAGGAAUAAAUGCAUUCAUGUUAUAUUUGGGGGUAUAUCUACUAAAUUAUUUUUUUUAAAGUUCCAUUGGAGUGUUCCUUUAAACUUGCAGCUUGAUAUUAUAGGGAUACUACAGUGCCAGGAAUACAAAGCUGUAUUCCUGGCACUAUCGCUCCCCCGGCCUACCGCCUCCAUCGCGUCCUGUGAUGAGCGGGUGCUAAUGCGCAUGCGCAGCAAAUGCAGCAUUAAGUGCAAUAGGGACAUUGUACCCAGACCUGGGUGCCUAUAGUGUCCCUUUAAUAUUUACAGACAAAAGUCUAAUAAUGUGUACCAAGAUAAUUAGCGCCACCUGGUGCGCAAACUAUUGCAAAUACACAGUUCUAUGUCCCUAGCACGGAUACAAUUGUUUCAUGUCCUGAUACAGAGAGAAUGUAAGGCAGCAUAAGAGAACUUUGUAACAACUAAGUGAUAUUCAUAAACAUUGUGUAUUUAAGAGAGCCAGAAGAAUGCUAAAACAAAAAAAUUUAAGUGAAGAAAUAAAGGUAUAAUCUUUUUUAUUUUUAUUUGCUGUUUUGGGCUUCUUUUCUUCCUGAAACUUCGGCUUACAUCUGUCACACAAAUAGGCACACAAGACCGCUUCAUCUCAGUUAAAUCUGGUGGCUUGCACGCGUCAUUUCAGCUCUAUGAAGAAAAACUUUUCAGUUUUAGAGAAACAGCAGUGUUUUUCCACCCAAGACUGACACCACCACUAGCAGCCUUCUCUUAGACUGCCACUAGAUAGGGCUUCCUGGUUAGUAACCGAGUAAAUAUCGGCUAGUUCACGUUUGACUUCCUUACGUUCGACAUCUAACGUCCUAUAUAUUCAAUGCAGGCAGCUUUUAAUGUGUGCACGCCUGCAUUGAAUCCUUUUAUUGUGGAACCCCGAUAGUAAAGCAUUUAUCAAUGCGCCGCAAAUGCGCAUUAGGUACCGAGUGCUCCUGUGAGGACAUCACUUUUGGAGGCUGUGCCCCUCUGUGACAUCGCUGAAGGAGGAGUAGUAAACAAUACUAGUGGAACCUUGACACUGGAUAAAGAUGAGUCUAAACCAUUCAUUUUUAUAAAUUUUUAAUGACGGGUGUGGGGGGCCACCUGAAAAAGACCAGGGACUGAAAUACUAUAACAUCAGGAAUACAGAUUAGUAUUCCUAACACUUUAGUGUUCCUUUAAUAGAGCAACAGAUCAGCGCCGGGUGGGGAGCUCUCCUCCUCCUCUCCUCCUUCUCGGCUGAAUGCGCAUGCUUUACUUGACUUUUCCUAACUAUGCAGCAAGGGCAGCUUUACCUUUUAUUGCCAAGAUUCAUAUAUGCCAGAAUGCUUAAUGCCUGUGGCAUGUAUUUUGAUGGAAGAUAUGAUCUUUAAAUGUGCUUAUCCCGAAAAGUUACUCCACAGCGAAACAUUGCACAUACAGACUCCCGGCACCAUGGCCACCUCAAAAGUGUUGAAGUGGUUAUGGUGCUUGGAGUAACCCUUUAAUACUGUUGCUAAGUUAUUACGAUGGAUGUUAGUGAGAGUUGGUCCAUGCAUCUGCCCCCAGUUUAUCCGUCCUUUCCGAUGUUUUGCUCUGUAAAUUGCUUGCUUUGCUUAGCCACAUCUGAAUCCUUUCUUGCUUACCUGCUCCCCUCUCUGGAAUGUAUGAAUGUUGUCCUCUGGCGUGGGUAGAUGUUCUGGGAUUUGCUGCUUUCCCAGUCGCCCCAAAUGCAUUGCUUCUUCUGGAUAUUAACUUGGUACCAGACAUGUGCAUAAUAUCAUACAUGGUUAUUCUGUAAAACUUUAUAUAUAAACCACAAAAUGCAGGUAGAUGUGAGACGUUUUGCAUUAAAGGACCACUAUAGGCACCCAGACCACUUCAGCUUAAUGAGGUGGUCUGGGUGCCAGGUCCAGCUAGGUUUAACCCUUUUUUCUAUAAACAUAGCAGUUUCAGAGAAACUGCUAUGUUUAUGUUAGAGUUAAUCGAGCCUCUAUUGGCUGUCUCAUUGACAGCUGCUAGAGUGCUUCCGCGCUUCUCACUGUGAAAAUCACAGUGAGAAGACGCCAUUGUCCAUAGGAAAGCAUUGUGAAUGCUUUCCUAUGGAAUGGCUGAAUGCACACGCAGCUCCUGCCGCGCAUGCGCAUUCAGCCAAAGAGGAGGAAAGCUCCCCGCCCGGCACUGGAGAAAGAGGUAAGUUUAACCCCUUCCUCUCCAUCCAGCCCAGCGGGAGGGGGACCCUGAGGGUGGGGGCACCCUCAGGGCACUAUAGUGCCAGGAAAACGAGUAUGUUUUCCUGGCACUAUAGUGGUCCUUUAAAAAGGACAUUCUGGUUACGCAGACCACUUCAUCUCAAUGAAGUGGUCUAGGUGCAGUGUCCCUGUUUUUUAACCUGGCAAUGUAAAAUAUUGCAGUUUUUUUUUAGAAACUAAUGUUUACAUUGCAGGUUUAGGUCCACCUCUAGUGACUAUCAAUAUGACAGCCGCUGGAGAUACUUCCGCUGCACUAACAAGUAAAACUCUGUCACAUGAUGCGGAAGCCAUAUAGGAAAGCAUUGAUUCAAUGGUUUUGUAUGAGGAAAUUUGAAUACGUUCAUGUGAAUAGGGCCCCAAUGCUAUUGGAUUGGCAAUGAACUUCUGGUCAAGCUCAUGGUUGCUUUUUACCCCAAAUGAUUGAGAUGCCUGAAAUAACACUCUGUAUUCAUCUUAAUUAUCUGUCUUUGUUUAUGGGGUGGGGGGCUUAUCAGAUUUUUGAAAAGUUUUUAGUCCUCAGUAGACCAUCCCUGUGGCAUUAGGGAUACAGACAUGACGUUCCACAUCAAUCUGAUUUCUUCUGCCUUUAAAUAUUACAUGAAUCUGUAAGAGAAAAAUUAUUUAAUCUACGCUAGUGUGAGAAUACCAUGAGUGCAUGUAUAUUGUCUUCUCGGUAUCACAGGGGAAAAAUAAAACUGAUAACCGUGAACGUGAGCCAAAGUAUAUUCCUAUAAAUAAAUAUAUUGUCAGGUACAUGACAACAUAGUGCUUUUACGGACAUAUGAUGCCAUAUCUUUUCUGUUUUGUCCUUUUAGGAUUACAGCAGCUUGUUUCCCCUUGAUGAUACACAGCAAUCCAAAUUAAUGCGUCUGCUUAGUUCCAACGAGGAGGACCAUGCUGUACAACCCAAUCCCAGUAAGUAAAUAGACGAAAAAUAAAUGUAUGCGGCGAGAGAGCUCUGCAGCUUCACAAUGUGCUCUGUACAGUGAAUAGAGAGCAAGAUUAAUGGCUCACUUCUUAGGAGAGCAGCUAUUUGUCAAAUUCAAGUUAUUUUAUACUGAUAUCAUCUUCAACCAUGAAGCGGCUAAGCUAUCUCAGCCGAUCACUGCUCUAACACUCCUACAUGAUGAUAUAGUCUCCCCUUAAGAAUCAAUGAGAGCCAUUCAUAUACUAUUAGGCAAAUGGUGGUUCAAUGCGCAAGCUUAAGUAAGCAAAACACAGAAACUGGGGCAGAGCAUGUUAUUACUGGAUAUGACCAGCCUUGACGCAGUACAUGGAAUAGCAAUAAUAGAAAGAUUAAGUGUAACCAGAGACAAGCUAAGAUCAGAAAUACGGAGAAGCACAAGUAAAGGUCAAGGUGUAUAAGCCAGAUCAAAGAUGUCUAAAGUGACAUAGAAAUAGCGCCCUCUCGGAUACCAGAAGGAAAACCACAACAGGGCAACGAGGAACAGAGGAGCAGGUGUAUAUAUAGGCACAAAUCCCCUCUAAGUGGUCAGUGGCACUCCUGCAACCAUGUGAGUUUGGAGUUGCAGGAAUGACACAUCAGAGAGUAGUUGUCAAGAUUGAGAGAAUAUUGCACAUAUCAGUUAUCCUUGGAGUACUUCCGGAAGGGUGGGCAUAGUCCAUACAGAAACGGUAGGAAAGGAAUGUUUUGGCCACACCUGGUGGUUUCUUUAUUUGGAGUUUAAUAGAAUACAAAGGGUGUAAGACAGGUAAAUCCUGCUUGAGAUCUUCCAUCCUAGCCUGUAUAGACACAAUGGAGCUUCCUAUAUAGAGCCUGAUAAAGCUCUAUAUUAUGUUAGUUUUAUGUGAUUUAUAUUUUAUAUAGAGAGCACUAUGUAUUGUUUAUAUUUUUUUUGGUAGUUCAAGAUCUUACUAUACAGGUUCUAUAAGUAUACUGUGUGUGUACUUAGUGUGUUUCACGUUUUGUUACAAGUCUUUAUUUGGAGUGCAGAUUAAAAUACAAUAACGUUUUAGCUCCCCUGAGCCUUUGUCCAGUCUACAUCAGAGAGAGUGUGACUUCACAUUUCCUGUAGUAGCAAGGGUUUAUAUUUGUUUGAAUAGCCUAUGUAACUGUGCUGUAUUGAAUGAUCUAUUUAAUCCCUAGUUGGGAGCACAGAAAUUAUUUGUGCAAGUGGCAUUACUGUUACUUAUGCUAGUUAUUUGGUAGAAGUAUGACGAUAGUUAUGUUAUGCACAUCCUAAAUGACAAAACAUGGGAAACGAAUAAAUAGGGGCCACUGCUGUGCUCAUGUUAUGCAACAAAUCACUUGUGAAAUGUCCUACAUUUACACCAAUAUUAUGCACAAUAUCUACAGCUACAAUGAAAUAUCUGUGUUUGGAGACUGCGGCAGAAACUAAACUGAAUGGGAAAAUGCAUCAUUUUAAUUAUUUUCGUUGUUGACCUCGUAUAAACAUGAAUGCUCAGAAUACAGGUGCUCUGAAUUAAAUAUAAAUGAAUAAAUGUUUUUUGUCGAGGUAAUUUGAAAUGGAGGUCUGCAAAAUUAUCUCAAAUGCAUCCUGAACCUGUAAAGCACGGGAACUCGAAUUUAACCCUAUAACGUAAAAAAGAACAUGGCAGCCAUAUUAAUGGGGUUUAUUACAACAUCACAUUUAUUAAGAGUGGUGGAAAAAAUUGGCAUUAUAUUCAUUCGUAUAAUUUUUUUCUAACUUAACUUUUUUUUUUUUUUUUGAAAACCCUCUUUCUAACAGCGUUGUUCCACUUCCUUCUCCCCAGCAACUCCACUCUGUGUCUUUCUUACUCAUCCCACCCCGUUUUUUAUUUUUUCCUUGAAUUUUUUUAAAUUAGUUUAAGGAGUGAAUGAGUUAAUGUAGGAGGUGCACAACCUUUUAAAGAGACUGUAAUUCUUCCCAGGGGCCACUGCCAUAUGAUGUCAAUUAGAUGUUUAUACUUCAAGUAAGCUGAAUCUACAACAUCACACAAAAAGUAAGGACAUCAGUACAAUAAAAAUCCAUAAUUUAUUUCACCACUUUGGGCUGCUCAAAUAACAACAAAACAAAUCGGAGCCACAAACCCAUAGUGCUUCCGGAGACUGAACACAUAGCUCCCAAAUCUGCACAUUUUGUUUGUAGCAAACCUUUUCAAAACGCAAAAACAAAAGUUUGCUACAAACAAAACAUGUAGACUUGUGAGCUGUCUGGUCCACUCUCCUGAGACACUCUAUGUUUUUGGUUCAGAUUUGUUUUAUUUUUUUCAGCAGCCCUAAAGAAUUAAAUAAAUUAUGGAUUUUUAUUGUACUUCUGUACCUGUUUUUGGGUGAAGCUGUUGGUGUGUUGAGGAUUGACCAUUCUUGCAGGACGUCAGAUUGUGAGUACUUCACUAUUGAAGUCCUUGUUGGAUUAUUAGCUAAACUGUGAUUUCAGCUUUGCUAUUGUGAGUGCACCAGUGAAUUGCUGGUACACACGCAUUAUUGGAAAAACCACCAGUGGAGUGAACCUUUUCUUUCUGCAACUCUUUGAAUACACUGAUUCUACACACAAAAAAUACUUUCAUAUUCACAAAUGCGCGCACACAUGCACCGGUCAGAUUUUUUAAAAUCUAUUAUUUAUAUUUAUAUGCACAAGCAUUCCACAAACAUACACCCCUUGAAUUAACUGGAUACACACAAACUGAUAUUUUCAGACAAAUAGAAAGGUCCCCCAUUUCACACUGUAGAAACAGCAAACUAUGCCUAAGCGGUCUGCUCGGUUCAACUCAUUUGGUGCAGAGUUCCCGUGGAACAUGUCUGCGCCGCUUGCAGGUAGUUCCGCCCCCUAUUUUUUUUUUAUUUAAGCGCAACUUAUUUUAUCAUAUGUAUGGGCAAAUAAAGGAGACAGCCUGUUAUAACAUAACUACUGUAACCUAUACCUGCUGGAUCAGUUAGGCAGAAAAAUCUAGUGGUUUUCUAAUGCUGUCUCCAUCCAUUGACUACCCUUGUCUCUGUUCUGGUGCCUGUGGGAGGAAAGCAUUUGGCCCCAUGUUCCCCUGAUGAAUUGCGUGGACUAAUACCUGCUGCAUCUAGAGAUGCUCUAUUUCUGCCACCUAUCUGAGUGUCUAUGCAGCAGCAGCUGAUUGUACUCUGACGUCACAUCGCCAUUCUCCUGGCCCACACUACAUGAUGAGUCCCCGAGAAGCUCCUCCUUGGGCGUUCAUGUAAUUCAGAACAUGCUCGCGGACAGUGCACGGUCUAAUCGUGUUGGCGGGGCACAGGUGCUGCUAGUCAGCACUGUGGUACCUCACGAGACCCGAUUACAGUGACAAAGGUUACGCCUCAGCGGCCAGUGGCCAUGCAUUCUAGAACAGGUGGCUGGAGGUACAUCCCUAAUCAAUAUAAGGCUCUGUUAUCCCCUCCCCCCCGCACUUCCAUAAAAUGACUUGUACAAAGAAGAAUAGCUUUCACUCCAUUCAGUUCUGCAACAUCCAUAAUAAUGACCUUUGUCGUGCUUCACAUACUGGACAUAUAUUUGUCAGAGGAUAUAACAACCACCUGUUACGCACCAGAAGUUAUAAAAAGGUUUUUGUUUUUUUUCAGGAUUUCCUAAAACGUGACCCUGAAAAGUCUAAUUUCUUCUUUCUCUGUAAAUAAUCUUCCAUGACAUUGCAGUUGGGCAAGUGCUUGCUGUGUCAUUGAAAUGUCAUCAUCCUUGUACUGGCGCUUUUCGUGCUCGGAGUUUGUAUUUUUGCCCAUUCACAGUAGCUGAUCCUUUACUUCUUACUGUAUGCUGGGUUACCACAUUUCCUGUUCAUUAUUGGAAUCAUUCCUUUGACACCAGCAGGGAAAGCAGUGAAUGUAACUCUGGAGUUUUGGAGUGAAAAUGAUUUCCUUUGUCAUAUGCAAAUUGUAAAACAUGUGUCACUACCAAAACAUGCACAAAUCCUUUGUUCACAUCCACAUUGACUCAUACUGAAGCCUGGCUCAGGUCGUUAGGAUUGUUGGAUUUAUUUUAAUUUUAUUUGCUAAACCCUGUCUAAAUUUUGAAUUAGAACGUUAAACACAUUAUGUUGCAAUCUUUUUUGGAAGUUUGCAUACAAGCCCUCCAAGGUCGAAUGUAAUGUCUCAAUCCCAAAUCAAUAUGAUCUUUUUUUACUUUAAGAGAUUCACAUUUUGGUAAUUACGAGCCAACAAAGUAGAAAAAAUAUACCUAGCUCAAACAUAGACAUCUGUGUCUGUUUAUUAUAAAUACACAGUUCUGCAUGUGAAAGGGAUUUUUUCUUCUUCUUAUCUUUAGUAAUUUAAAGUUUAAAAUACUUUUCCUGUAAUUAAAGUGAACCUGGUUUCCUCAGAUUUGUGGAGGUCCAUUCUCCCAAAAAGUGGUAUAAAAAUGUAAUAUGUAUUUGUAUAUGUUAAUAAAAAUUAUUAGAUAUUUUACAGGUGAAAAGUAUCACAUCUGUAAAUUAACUAUUUUAGCUUGGUAGCAUUUUCCGUUCACUGUUUCCUACAGGCCAAACAAUCUGUGAUUUUAUUUGUUACCGAUCAUCUAACACCAAAUUCUUAUAGAGCAUGAAUUUAAAAAGAAAAUGGUUUACAAUCUGUCUCAAAUUCGUAAAAAACUAAAUGCAUUAUCACACCAUAUACCAUUGUACAACUCACUGUACUAUAUAAUGGUAUCAAAAUAUAAUGUUUUAAGAUUUUAGUCUGCUUUGUAAAGUGGCUUCAGAUUUGCGUCAAUUAACACAGAUGCAUGACCUACAGCACACCUAAAACAGAUUUACUCAUCAUCUUUAUCAAUUGAGUCCUGCAUAUUCUUCAUGCUCAGUUGUCCCUAAUACCAUUAUUCUACUGAAAAACGAGUUCAGUAUGCAACUACCUAUAUGCUCCUUAAAAGUCUCGGCCUGCACACGCCAUAAUAUUUCUAUAAAAAUACCCCCUCUGAUUUCAAAAUUUUAUGCAAGCUAACCAUUUAUAAUCAGUUCCAAUUGAGUACUAUGUGACCAUAUAAAACACAUAAACCAUGAAUGAGACACAGAUAAAACAACCCAAUCAAGUGACACAUUUUCAAUUGGAUGACCUUAUAAUGUAGGAAAAACCUCCCAAAAAUGCCCUUUGGGGUAGACAGGGUUUUGUAAGGAUAUCACCAAAAGUGAUAAGUAAAAUUAUUGCUUUACAACUCAAAGAGUGAGACCCAAAUUAAAACCAGAAACGGUUUGCAGAAGUGAGGGUGUGCGUGACAAAGGCAUUUCCUAUAUUUCUUACAUUUUGCAUUAGCAAUUUUCAAAAGAAAUGACAAACACUAAUAAUAGUGGUCACAAACCAUGUACAAUAAAAUACACAGAAUCAUAAACGCAACGAACACCUCCUGAAUGAUCUAAAUCUGUCUGGUGAUGCUAUGGAAUACGGGUUCAAUGACUCAUUUAUGAGGGAAAAAGUUUCAGACAGUUCAUUCUCACAAACUAAUACAAAAAUGGGAACACCUAAAAAUACAGUUUAUUCUAAGCAUAUAAGCAGUAAAGGUGCUCUAAGGUGUGAACCUUUUUGGUUCUCGUGCUUGGGCAAAGGUGAUUGUAUUAAUUAGAACGUUCAUAAAAUUGCAAACUCUGAAUAAACUUUGCACGCUCUUUGAAGAUCCCUGUUCCCAUGGUUUCCUUUAAUAUAGUUACUAAAACCAAUAACACAAUUCGGGUAUUGUUCACGAGAUUUAUCAAUGUCCAGAUUUUGCAAAGCAGCCUACCAAAUUACCUUGAAUGUAGUCCAGAUUACACCCUUUCUGGAAGAAACCGAACCGUUUAAAUUUGGAACCGAUUGAUGGGAAUCCAGAACCAGAUUAAAAGCUGGGACAACUGGGAAGGUAUUGAAAGAAAUAAGGUGGGCAGGAAUUCUAUCCCGCUGGAGAUGGAGGGGUGGGGUUUACCAGCCAAUGGCAAGAUAUCUGCCCAUCUCUACCAUGUAUUAGUCGCGCUGAGUAUAUUGGUCUACAUCUGGCAGCAAAAGCAGACUUGUGGCAAUCAUGCACAGACUGGAGGCCGCGCAUGGUGCAUUUGAAAGGGAGGCAGAUAUAUAAAUCCCUUACCUUUUUAUCAAUUGCCCUUUUCACCUUUAAAUAUCUUAAUUGGGGUUUUUACAUGUAUUCAUAUUGAAAAAUAGAUAAAAGAAGUAAAUUAAAUAUUUUGUGAAAUUCUGUUCUAGGUUACCAUUUAUGUUGUCUAUAAUCUUUUUAUUCAAAGGGUAUUUAGUUGGGUUUUUGUCAUAUCUUUGUCAGCCAUGAUGAAUAUUUACUUUUCGGAGCAGCAAUAUGUGUAUUCCUUCUAUGUUGUAUAUGUGUGUAAAAUAAAGUGAUCUGUUAUUUUUUUUCUUUUCACAGCAGACCGUCCUAUGAAUAGCUCUCUCUCGGCUUCACAGAUUCACAACAUUAGUUCAAAAGAGCCACUAAACAGAGUACUGGGUAAGUGCUCGGUUUUAUAGUUUGUCCUGUAAUAAACUUUGAACUUCUAUUUUAUUUUGAAGCAUUAAAUUGAAAUUGUGAAAAUAAACUUCACAUGGUGAUCUUGAAAGGCAUGAAUCAUUCUAAAAAUAUUCGAAUGGUAAAUAAAAAACAAAUUGGUAUUUGUAAUUACAAUUCUUUAUCAACAAGUGCGAAUCCAUCGAACUUUAGAGAGCCAAUGUCCAAGAUUCCUAGUGAUCAUGCAAGUGUAGUUUCCGCUGUAUCAGUUGGAUACUGGCUAAGAGUGCUAGGAAGAGCCAUGAUUUUGUCAAACUGCUCCCAAACCUUUUGAUUGAUAACUGGAUGGGAGGGCACCCAUAGACCUAUAGCACCAUGAACAUUACAACAAGCUGUUUAUUGUUGUUCUUAAAGGAACACUAUAGUAUUAGGAAUGCAAAUGUGUAUUCCUAAUGCUGUAGUGCUGGACUACCUGUUUAGGUGCUCUCGUCACGGCUGGCCCUGCCUCCAUGGUUUAGAUCAUCAAUCUUGAUGCUCUUAGUCAGUAGAAAAGCCUUGAGAGGCUUUUACGCAUGGCCCAAUCAGCAUCUCCUCAUAGAAGAGCAUUCAGUGCUAAACAUAGGUCCUGCAGAGUUUGCAAGACCUAACCCAAGAAGUGCCUAUAGUGGCUAACUGAGUGACUGCCACUAGAGUUGUUACUAGGCAGCAAUGUAAACACUGCCUUUCCUCUGAAAAGGCAGGGUUUACAUUGUUGAGUCUGCAGGGACAGGCUAUAGAUAUCAGAAGCACUACAUUAAGCUGUAGUGGGUUUAGUGUCCAUAGUGUCUAUGUGCACCUUUAAUAUUAUGAACUUACUUCUACUGAUAAAGCAAGUACAUAUAUCUAUAUGAAGCUGUACACUUGAUAGAAUUCCCAACCUCUUGCCAGAUUCUAAUGUAAUGUUAAUUCAAUUUCAGCAGAAAAUGUAAACAAAGCAGAAUUGUGCUUUUCAAGUCAAAAAUACUCUAUAAUGUACAGAGACAAAUGUUAGGAGCCUGAUCUGUUGGCACCAGACCAUUUAUGCUGUCUGCUUAUCGGAAAGAUUAAGCCCUGCUUUUUUCUCCUUGUGCAGCCAAAUAUUGAAACAUAUUGAAACAUAAUUUAUUUUCUUUUAGUAAUGAAGCAUCUUACCAUGUUAUUAAAACACUGCUCUCUGUUAGUUUUUGUUCUUGUAUGAUUUGACAUUUUUUACUGUUAUUUUAUUAUUUUGUCCCUUUAAAUAAUUUCUAGCCUUACCUACUGUUAGUUGGAAGCGCUAUGUCUGAUAAUCCUCAUAAUAAUGCUGUCAUGAAUAAUAAGGAAAGAGGAACAACAUUAAAAAAAAAAAAGUGGUUCUACCUUUGAAAACGUUUCUAAACAAGCUUUUUGUUAGAGGCUUAAUUCCUGUGUACUUAGCACAAUUCCCAUCUAUAAUGCAAACAUGCAAUUGCACGAGUGAAUAGUUGUAUGUGUAUUUUUUAAUCUGUCUAAUUUUGUUGUAACUGGUGCAUGGCAAAGAAUUUUUCUAAAGGGAAUGUCGGUUAUGUACAUAGAUACCAGGUUUACUUAAAUGAUAAGUAGCUGGAAAUGUAUUUAGAGCAGAGGUUUGGAUUAACCAUUCACUUCAGAGUAGUUUUUGUUAGGGAAAAAAAAAAGUUUAAGAAUGUAUUUGCCUAAAAAAAAACCUACAAGUACAAGAUAUGAACAUCUGUAUUCCUAAUGCUAUAGUGUACUCGGCUGCAUUCCGAGCCUGAGGCGCAUGCGCGGCUAGAGCUGAGUGGGUUAAUCUUCCCUAUAGGAAAGCAUUGAAUUAUUUCAAGUUUUACUCUGUAAGGGCUACGGCAGUGGAUGUCUGUUAACAAUUCAGCAACAUUUUAUGUUUCCUACAAACUGCAAUGUUUUACAAUAAAGGGGCAAUACCACUACACACAUACCACUUCAUAAAGAUGAAGUGACUUGGGUGACUUUAGUAGUCCUUUAAAAGAUUGAACAUGGAUAUACCUAAAAUAUAUAUAUAUAUUUAUUUAUGUGAAGUUACAAUUUUAUUUUCCUGGCUAACCAUGGCAGCUUCAUAUAUAAGGGGAGGGGCUAACCUACUUGCAGGCUCAGACUGGCCGUCAGGCCAACCUGGCAAAUGCCCAGUGGGUCAUGAUGGCCAUGGGCCUAGACCAACAGGGGAGAUCCUAGAGCUGGCCUCGCUGUCUUCCUUCUCAAGCUGAUGGGGAAAUCAAAGUUCUCACUCACCAACCCAUUGGCACUUCGUUGCAGAAGAGUGAGGGAAGGAGGACAUAAGAAGCUGAAUGUUCCUCCUGCAGGCAGUUUGGAGCGUUGCUGCGGGUUACCACAGAAACACUCUGACAUAAAAACCAUAAAGUAAAGAUAAAAUCAAUACCAAAUACCAGGGCGCCACAAUCACUUGUAUAUACCAGCUUGUCUCAAAAUGGAGAGGUAAUGGGAGACAAAAAUAGUGAAAGAAGAGGAAAAAACUGUUAUUAAAAUUAACCAUUUAUUCAAACGAAUUCAUAUAAAAAGUGCAAAAAAAAUACAAUAAAAAACCAGACUAAAUAGGCUCAGGACCUUUCUGGUUAGCAGCUUAAAUAACAAUAUACACCCUGUUCCAAAUUAUAAUGCAAAUUAUAUUUUUCUCAUUUACCUAAAUAAUUGAUGUAAAUAACAGUCAGCAUAAUUCUCAUGUUAUCUAUUAACUAUUAAGAGUACAAUUCAAAUUUUAUUGAACAAACCUCCUAAUGAUGACAGUAUUUUUUUUAAACAUAAAAAACUUACAAUGCACUGUUCCAAAUUAAUACGCACAGUAAGUUUCAAAACACUUUAUAGGUUGUAAAGAACUGAAAAUUGUCAUUUGUUGUGUUUGCAGCAUAUUUACUGAAAUCAAAAGCUAUUUCAAUCAAACUUAUAGAGUUCUAACCUCAACAUAUGAGGAAAGGGAUUUAGGGGUGAUUAUUUCUGAUGACUUAAAGGUAGGCAGACAAUGUAAUAGAGCAGCAGGAAAUGCUAGCAGAAUGCUUGGUUGUAUAGGGAGAGGUAUUAGCAGUAGAAAGAGGGAAGUGCUCAUGCCAUUGUACAGAACACUGGUGAGACCUCACUUGGAGUAUUGUACACAGUACUGGAGACCGUAUCUUCAGAAGGAUAUUGAUACCUUAGAGAGGGUUCAGAGAAGGGCUACUAAACUGGUUCAUGGAUUGCGGGAUAAAACUUACCAGGAAAGGUUAAAGGAUCUUAACAUGUAUAGCUUGGAGGAAAGACGAGACAGGGGGGAUAUGAUAGAAACAUUUAAAUAUAUAAAGGGAAUCAACACAGUAAAGGAGGAGACUAUAUUUAAAAGAAGAAAAACUACCACAACAAGAGGACAUAGUCUUAAAUUAGAGGGACAAAGGUUUAAAAAUAAUAUCAGGAAGUAUUACUUUACUGAGAGGGUAGUGGAUGCAUGGAAUAGCCUUCCAGCUGAAGUGGUAGAGGUUAACACAGUAAAGGAGUUUAAGCAUGCGUGGGAUAGGCAUAAGGCUAUCCUAACUAUAAGAUAAGACUAGGGACUAAUGAAAGUAUUUAGAAAAUUGGGCAGACUAGAUGGGCCGAAUGGUUCUUAUCUGCCGUCACAUUCUAUGUUUCUAUGUUUCUAUAACAAGUUCAACAAUUUAACUUUUUAAACAUUUUAACAGGUCACGUUACAUUUUAACAUAGGACCCCUUAUUUGAUAGCAGCUUCACAAGUCUUGCAUCCAUUUAUCCCCAUAGCAGCCAUUGAUGCAGAGGUAUUCUUUGCAGCAUGAGACGGUGCAUUGUCAUGCAUGAAAAUGAUUUUAUUACAAAAAGCAUAGUUCUUCCUUCUGUACCAGGGAAGAAAGUGGUCAGUCAGAAACUCCACAUACUUUGCAGAAGUCAUCUUUACACCUUCGGGGACCCUAAAGGGGCCGACCAGCUCUCUUCCCAUGAUUCUGGCCCAAAACACGACUCCACCACUGCCUUGCUGACGUCACAGCCUUGUUGGAACAGGGUGGCCGUCCACCAGCCAUCCACUACUCCAUCCAUCGGGACCAUCCAGGGUUGCACGGCACUCAUCAGUGAACAGGACUGUUUGAAAAUUAGUCUUCAUGUAUUUUUUUACCCAAUGCAGGCGUUUCUGCUUGUGAGCAUUGGUUAGUGGUGGCCGAAUAGAAGGUUUAUGCACAGUUGCAAGACUCUGGAGGACUCUACACAUUGAUGUCUGUGGGACUCCAGAGGCACCCGCAGCUUCAAAUAUCUGUUUGCUGCUAUGUAAUGGUAUUUUAGCAGCUGCUCUCUUGAUCCUAUGCAUGGAUCUGGCAGAAAUCUUCCUCAAUGUACCUUUAUCUGCAUGAACCCGUCUGUGCUCUCAAUCAGCCACAAAUCUCUUAAUAGUGCAAUGAUCACGCUUAAGUUUUCGUGAAAUAUCUAAUGUUUUCAUACCUCGUCCAACACAUUGAACUAUUUCACUCUUUUCGGCAGCAGAGAGAUCCUUUUUCUUCCCCAUAUUGCAUGAAAAUGGUGCUCUGCUUAAUUAUGUGGAACACCCUCCUUUAGUAGUUUUUCCUUAAAUUGGGCUCACCUGGCAAUCUAAUUAUCACAGGUGUCCGAGAUUGUUUUCAGUGAUCAAAAGAGCCCUGAGACACAAUGCCAUCCACGAGUUAAACUGAAAAACAAAAUAUUUAAUCUUUGUGACACUUAAAUAGAAUUUGCAUAAUAAUUUGGAACAGGGUGUAAAGUGCGCAGCUGCAGAUAUUAAGUAAAGAGAAGUGUAGAGUACUUGGAGUGACUUUUGUAAGCCACUGACAUUAACUAUCCCUUCACAUUACACAAUAGGAGGUGUAAAAGCAGUGUAUUGCAUAAAAAUAAGUAAGGGUGGGAAAAAAAGUAUCAGGGUAACUAUAUGCAGAGUCACUAACACCCAAUAUUCCCUCACAGCAUCCAGUCCUUAUAUGCAAAAUUAAGAUAAAGUGCAGAGUUGUAAAGUGCUAAAUUUUUCAAGUAAAUAUAAUAGACUGCUGAUACCAAGGUACAGGGUCAUAAACAGCUGGGCUCAACGCGUUUCGUCGGUCAUCCGACUUCAUCAGGAGCUUCUGUCUUCUGUCUUGAUCUUCUCCCUUUCAAAUCCGCCGGUCUUUGCAUCCUAUUCGGUAACCGCGCAUGCGCGAACCACUUUGAACGUAACGUCAUACAUCAUGACGCACGAACAGUGGCAUCGUGCAUGCCCAGCAAACCACCCUGGAACGCAACUAAACUUUUUGGGUAUUUUACACAUCCACAUCUCUGUACUGGUGAGCACAGCACAGUUCAGAAUUUACUGUGAAUUUACAAAGAUUCCUAUACAUAUAAGGCUAACAUAGCAAUUAUAUGAAUGAGACUUCAUGUGGCGAAAUUUAAAGAGGAAGAGAAAGUUUUCUCUUAAAAAUAUAUAAAAAAUGUGUAAAAUUCUAAAAAAAGAAAUCAAUAAAGACAGAGUAUGGUGAUUGUAUAUUAACCUUCGAUAGAUUAUUUAUGGUAACUGUAUUUUAUACUCACACUUUCUAUGUGUGUUUUAAUUGUAGUAACUCCAUUUUGAAGCUCCAAACAGAUUAAUUGAAUUCCUCUCCAACAUUCAUUUAAUAUGAUCUAUAAUCAUUGACUGUAAGCUCUCUAAGAUAUGGAAAUAUUGUUAAAGCUUGUUUGUCUGAAACAAUUGAAACAAUCUUAUACUAUGUAAAAAACCUAUAUUGGCUCUAUAAUCAUUGUUUAUGUGGGUUAUAUAUGAGUGAACUACCCCACAUACACUACAACCAUUUUUUAACCAUACAAGUGUUUAUUAACCUUUUUGUCCAUUUUUCUUUACUGAUUUCUUUUUUUAGAAUUUUACAAAUUUUUUUAUAUAUUUUUUUUUUUUUCAAUUUGACAAUUUUUAUUGUUUUAUGAAGUAAAGUUUGGGGUACAGAAGAGAGCAGGGAAGGGUUACAGUUUAUAGUCAACACAAAUCACACACUUUCGUCCUGACAAUUGCAUGGUAGGCAUGGUAAUUACUCACAAUAUAUACCCUUUUUUAUAUAUAUUUUUAAGAGAGAACGUUCUCUUCCUCUUUGAAUUUCACCAAAUGAAGUCUAAUUCAUAUAAUUGCUAUGAUGUUAGCAUUCUAUGAGUCAUUAAAUUUGCUUGCUCUGUGCAGAACAAAUACAGGGCCUUUUUCUCAUGCGAGAGCUCUUUAGCAGGGUUUUGCACAUGGACGGCCCUGGAAGAGCACUGAACCAACAUGCUCACUUUGAGGGGUGGGCAUGCUUGUCAUUUGUCAUGACAAAACACUUCCCUCUGGCGCCACUCCUUGUAACUGGGUCGCUGUUAUUAAAAAAAUGCCUGGGCUGAAUUUUUUCCCCAGUUCAGCCCUGCCCAUAUGCAAGUCUCAUAAUAACUAGCCAGGAAAGAAAAAAUGCAGGAAGAAUUGAAUACGUUUUCUCCUGUCCGAGCUAACCAUGGCUGCAUCACAUGAGUUAGCUCCUCCCGUAUAGGUGAUGCUGCAAAGAAAAAUGAAAAAGUAACUUUUUUUUUUUUUUUUAAACUUGUGUCCUCUAUGUGAUUAGCUUGUUUAAAUAAUGUUUCCUGGCAAUGUAAGAGAGCAAACAUUGAGCCUUUUGUUAGUGUUGAUAAGUGAUAUUGGUGAGGUAUACAGACACUCCUCACUUACGGCCGGGUUCUGUUCCUGAGGAGUUAAGGGAUUCCCUGCUCUGGUGCGUUCAUCUAUGUUCGGAGAAACUUCCCUGAACAUAGACGAACGCAGCAGAGCAGGAAAUCCUUCUAAUCGAUGUUUAAGGAAGUUUCCAGGGACAUAGACAAACACACUAAAGCAGGGAAUCCCCACGACGGCUCGCACUUACCCCUGGUCGGAAGUGCGAGCUGUCGCAAAACGAGGAACACCUGUACUAUAUUUAUUAGGGACGUGCUGCUGUAACCUACCUCCUGCAAUUAGUUUACUUGAUUUCCUUCUGUGUUGCAGCUAAUCUCUUCCUCCUGAUCUCCUCCAUUCUUGGCGCACGGACAGCGGGUGCCCACACACAGUUUGUGCAGUGGUUUAUGGAGGAGUGUGUUGAAAGCCUGGAACAAGGAGGGAAGGGUGGUAUCCUUCAGUUCAUGCCCUUCAGCAUGGUGAGAAACUGUAUAUGCUGUUUGAAAAGCCACCAAUGUUUUUAUAAAUCAUUAAAAAUGUGUUACAUAAAGUUACCAUUUUUAAAUCUGAUUUUUAUUAGAUGCUUCGAUUUAAUUAUCUUUUUUUCACCCUUUUUUUCCUAGGUGUCUGAAUUGGUAAAGGUUUCCACCUUAUCCAGUCCUAAAAUUGUUCUCGCCAUCACCGAUCUAACUCUACCACUUGGCCGCAGAGUGGCUGCCAAAGCACUAACGGCUCUCUGAUCUCAUUACAUUGUUCCCAUCACCCACCUCGAUGCCUGCCGCUGGGUGGCCAGCUGAUGAAUCAUCAGCCUUCUUUGUAAAUUUGACUAGUGACUUUACUUGUAUUUUUUUAUUACUUUUUUUUGUUGAAUUUUUCUAACUUUUUGAAAAGAAUAUAUAUGUGAAAGUAAAUAAAACGAUUUGGUAAUGUGGCAAAAACUUUACCCUAACUUAAUAAAACAAACAAAAAACAAAUACAUCAAAGCAAC
Messenger RNA from Pelobates cultripes (western spadefoot toad), 64398 nucleotides. The record is from the annotation of a GenBank genome assembly. NCBI's taxonomy places the organism in Eukaryota, Metazoa, Chordata, Amphibia, Anura, Pelobatidae.